Molecule: messenger RNA, 75628 nt
Organism: Podarcis lilfordi (Lilford's wall lizard)
Lineage: Eukaryota; Metazoa; Chordata; Lepidosauria; Squamata; Lacertidae
Source: the annotation of a GenBank genome assembly
GCAGCUCAGUGGUUUUUUUUCCACUGAAGAUGUUCCUUAACUAUAGUAUAAGAAAUAAUUGUUAAAUAGGUUUGCCAACACCAUGGAAAGUCCCCGAAUUUGAAACUCUUCUCUUCUGCAUUCUCAUUUAAGCCUUCUGCUUUCCAUCCCAUGGAUUUCAGUAGUCAGUAACAUAUGAUGAUGAACAGCCAUAGAGUUAAUUGCUUAUGACAAUCAAGAGGGGAACUUCAGAAAAAAUUGCUGCCACACUAAAAUAGCAAGUUGCUUAAGUUCACAAUGAAAUCCUAAACUGUAAGAAACAGAUUCAUGUUUCUUUAUACCAAGACCUCAAUUCAGCUGAAAAUAGUCAAGAUGAAGGACUUUUCCACACAGUAGAUUAUUGUGGAGCUAGUACUGUUCAUCAGAAAUUCUGAGUAAAUGUGCUUAGGUUAUUCUGGAAAACCUAUGCAUACUUAGCAGUUAACACAGUGGGAUAAACUAAAUAAACUCUUUAGCAUUUGUUAGUAACUGGGAUAACCAGAAAAUGCACAGGAUUAACUAUAUUCCAUGUAUACACCCCUUCUUCUUAUACUCCACCGACCUGAACUCAGACUUUUUAAAAAUAAAAACACAUUUUUAUUUUCUCUACACAGCACUUUUCCCUCACUUUACCCCAGUACCUUCUCCUUCCAGGAUCACAAGGUCAUGUCAAAUUAUCUGGGAAAAUAUCCUCUAUUGAUUUUAAAUGUUUUUAAGCCAGCUUUGCCUUAAAACAAUGCUCAGGACAUAUAGCACAAUAAGGUUACUUCACAUUUGUAUAAGACUUAAAGCUAAAUUCAUAAUGUCAGUUGCAUCAGAUGAGUUAACUUGACCUUUUCUGAAAAUAUAUUCAAACUACAGUGACACUUAAUAUAAUUACAAUCCUAUUUACACGUAUUCAGCAGUAAGCCCCACUGAACACAGGGCUUACUUUUGAGUAAAUAUGAAAAAGGUUGCACUGUAUGCCUACUGCAUAUUUCAAAGUGGCAGACUAAUAAUAGGAACAGUUUGAACUAUUUUUUUGAGUGCCGAGGAAACUGAGUGUGUAAUGAUACUGUAACAAUGAGACAUGCUCCAGGAUUACAAUUUGUGGGGGAGGUGGUCAGUUACUAUUUACAGGUUAUCCAGAAUUGUUAAUUUGUUUUUGAACAAACAGAAAGCAAGUGUUAGGGCUUGCCACACAUUAAGGUAUCCCCUGCAUGCGAAGACAGACUCCAGCAGAUUGAGUGAACACCAAUAGUGGAUCCAAUAGUUAAGAAGGGGACUUCUACAUGUGCUAUUUAGGGAAAUGAGGGGGGCAGAUGGGGCUAGUCAACAUGGGAAGGUAGCCCCAUAUAGGAGAAGAAAAACUGCGAUCCUAAACCUCCACUGCCUUGUGGUCAUACUCAUUUGUGAGAAAGGCUUCAGGAGUAAACUCUGAGGAACCAUCUGUACUCACUGCCUUGUGGGACAUCUUCAAGAGAAGAAGUCUAAGGAGUAAAUCCUAUACAAAUCCAAAGUGGAGUCUGUAAGGCGGUUGGAAUGUGCCUUGUUUGCCUCCUUCAGCAACUCCUGCUGCCAAGCUUGUGUCAAAUGUAUUGCUCUGCUUUCCUUUGGACCACAUCAGGGAGGUAUGGGGGGGCAGGGUCUUAUAUCAUCUGGGCAGCCCAUGUUCUCCAUACACACUGCCUUGGUACUUCGAUGCUGCUUAUGCAGCAAAAGCAAUGCGGGAGGCAGCAGUUAUGAAAGCUGCAGCAGGUGAAUGUCAUUCUCCAACGGUUUAGACGAAGCCAUCCCGGGACAGACAAGAUGCCAACCAACCAGGGUACAGGUCGUUUUAGGGCCAGACCAGAUGGAGUGCCAUUCAUGCAAUUGCUAACGGCGUUUUGCUUCCUAGACAUUUGUUAGCGGCUUUAAAAAAAUGGAAUUAGAAGAUCCGGAUCGAGACUUUGUUGUUGUUGUUUUUCAAAUUUUUAAAAUUGAUUUCCCAAAAUUUUUAAACAAACAAACAUAGAUCUUAACCUUGCUUAAUCCAAUCUUAGUAACAUUAAGUGACUUCCUCAAAUCCGCCUGGCUGAAUUUCAGUGUAUAUCAUUGUAACAGUUUUCCAAAACAGAUUUCUCAUAAAACUAACUUAAUCACUUAACAUCUUUUUUUCUUGUCAUUUUAACUUUAAACAUACUAUUCUAUAACAUCCAGAUCGAGACUUUGGUGGAGAGGAAGGUAGGGAUACUUUUUAGCUAACUUUCUUCUCCAAGGCUUUAUUUCCUAACAGCAGAGCCGCGCUUCUUCCCCAGUUUGCCACGUCCAUCCCUUGGCUGCUCCCAGUUUCCUCACAUCCUGCUCCCACAUCCUCACUGGACCCUUUCACAGCUGAAGCCUUGGCUCCAGGAUCCUCCCUGCGGGAACAGAACACACCGGCUCCUCUACCACACCCAGCCCGACACACACACUCUUUUCCCCCAACACACGCCGCCCUUCCUCACGGUCAUGACGAAUACGUGACAACAACCACACCCCGCCAUGGACUAGACGGUUCUACCGCGCCUGCGCUCCUUCCUCCCUUAAGUCGACGUUUCUUCCCGAGCCUGCGCCUGCGCACGAGCGGGCGGCUCCGGCUUCCGCGUCUUUUUCCUCGCGGAGGCACGCAGCCUCAACCGCGCAUGCUCUGAACCUUAUCCUCUCCCUCCCUCCCUCGCUCGCUCACAGUCCUAGCGCACGCGUACGUAACGAUGCCUAAUGGGGGGAAAGGAGGGAGCUCGCGGGUUGCUGGGUGAACCGGGCGACGUCAUGGCCGGUCCCGCUCUCGCGAUGGUUCGAUUCGCAGGAGAGGGUCGGCCCGCUAUUGUAGGCUGAGGGAGAGAGAGAGAGAACUCUGCGAGGGCCAGUAAGAAGCCGGUUUUGAGGGAGGAAGUCCGCGCGCGAGAGGGGCUCCUCCGCCCGCCCCCUGAGGUCGCGAGCGGACGUUGCCUCUGCCCGAGAAGGGGAGGAGCCUCGGAGGAAGACCCCGCCCCCCACUAUGUGCCACCGCCGCCGCCGCCCCCUGCGGGACUAGCCGCGGCCGAGCGGCUCCGGGUGCCUCAGCUGCCCUGCCCGUUGGCGGAGAGCGUCGGCUCCGAAAGCGGGAGCCUCGCCGUUAUGAACCUGCACCAGGUGCUGACGGGGGCUGUCAACCCCGGGGACAACUGCUUCUCCGUGGGGAACGUCGGCGGGCAUCCCUUCACGGUGAGUCUCCUUCCUCCUCAGCUCCGGUGCCACCGCGACAAGAGGGUUCCCCCCCCCCUCAGGCCGCCUCCGACGGCGCACCUUCCCUGGGCAGCGCUCGGCCUCCCUCAGCCGGCAGGCGAAGAGGGCGCGCGGGCGGGCAGUUUGCGUCAGGGACGGUGGCACCGGUGCGGGUGGGACGCUCGGCAGGUGCCUUGUUGAAGCACGCCCGAGAUUCGCCGGUUCGACCGGAGCCGAGCCUGUAUGGGCGUCGGGAGCUGAGCGAGCACGAGACCGGGCCCUUUCUUUGCCAUGACGGGGCAGAUCAAUUCCCUUUAUUUCGCUUCCCGCUGCAAGCAUUUUUGCCACUUCUCUACAUUCCCCCCCCCCCCCCAAUAAUGCGCACUCCUCAUCUGAGCUGUGGUUAGUUUCCGAAGUGCUUGGGCGUAAGGUGAGUCCGGUUGCAUUAAUGCCACAGAGGCAUUCUCCACAUACUCAGAGGUAUCUCCCUUUAUUAUUAUUAUUCAUUUGUAUUGUUGUUAUUAUAGCUGCGCUUGCUUUAGAGCCCGACGGUUCAAGACGUGUUCCGGGAGGAAGAAUUCUUCUUUUCUUUUUAAGGGAUAUCAAGGACAAGUGGCCAAGAGAUAGGGUUAGGCUCCUAUAUGGCACUUGUGGGCCCCAGGAAACAUCUGGAUUGUCUUGUUUCUGAGGCUGUUAUUGAUCAGCCUGCCUGUUAUGUAACUAACAGCUGUGCUUUCCAAUCGAAAACAACUGGAAGUGACAUUUGAGUGUGGUGUUUAUAUAUUCGGUUUUGAGGUUUGAAAUGCAGUACUCCCAUUCUUGUGCGCUUGUGACAAAAUGUGUGUGAUUGGGCAAUCAAGAAAAAGGGUCAUGCUAGAAACAACUUUUGGGCAUAUACAGUUCCUUAUGGCUUAAUUAUUAGUACUAUUUUGUGGUCAUCACCUGAGUCUCUUCUUGGUGUUCCCUCUCUGAAAGAGUCCCAGAGGGUGGCCUUUUCUGUGUUGGCUCCCUGUUUGUGGAAUACUCUCCCCAGAGAGGCUCACCUGACACCUUCAUACAUAUGAAAUGUUUCUCUAUAACCAGACUUUGGCUGAUUAAACAUUAUAUGGCCUAUUAAAUGUGUUUGUGGGAGAGGAGUUAUUGGUUUGCUUUUGUAUUUGUGCUCUCAUUUUGUAUUUUAAAGUUGACUUGCUUUUGCAGUUGAUUAGAAUUGAUUGUAAGCCACAAUUCCUGCUUAAUACAUAAUGUCAAGUCAGAAAUUGGAGAUGGAGAAACUGAAACAUGGUUAAUUCCUCCUUUUAGCUGUGUGGGAAAAGGAAUGUGGACUGCUUGAGUCCAAGGUGUUGCAUGGGCUCCCAGUGCAACAGUAAACUGUGGUGUAAACUGACUCAGCCCAGGGUAAAACUGCUGUUUGAAAACUGGUCUGUGGUCACCCAGAAUCAUUUUUUGGUACAUUUCAACCUCCCUCGGGAAACCCUUAGUAUAAAUACAGUUUGAUCUUACUACUUUCCUUAGGGAUUAGCAUUGCAUGUAUAUAUUCUUUGAACUCCUGGAUGACAGGUGGUUCCGAACAUAAACUACAAACAAGAACACAACAUACAUAAUAAGACAAAAACGAAACAAUAGGCCUCCCUGAGUUAUGACUAAUUAUAAUGAGAAUAAAGCAUAUUUUGGUGGUCUCUGGAAACAUUUGUUCUUCAUAACUUGUUUCGUAGUGAGGCUUUUUUCUUGCGUUUUAACAAUAGGAUGGCAAUAAAAUACAUUUCUUGAUAUCAUAGAGUUAGAAGGGAUCCCAAGGUUCAUCUCGUCCAACCCCCUGCGAUGCAGAAAUCUUAACUAAAUCAUACAUGACAGAUGGCCAUCCACUCUCUGCUUAAAAACCACCAAGGAAAGAGAGUCCAUCACCUCCCAAAGGAGUCUGUUCCACUAUUGAACAACUCUGUUACUUGGGCCUAAACUUCUAAGUGUGUUUUGUUUCUAGGCUACUUCUGCCAUGUAUCUCCUUGCUGCAACAUUUAAUUAUUUGAGAUUUUGUCUGCAUAUUUAUUGGAAUGAAAUGGUUAAACUCUUAAGUUUUGUUGCAGAGGUAGACCAGAAAAAGCUGAUGAGUCUUACUACAGUCUUUCAGAGAAUUUGCAACACUUGUUCUAAGACAGUGCUGGAAAUUCUGAAAACCUACUGUGUUGAUUCCAGCUGUUAUACCAUAAUAGAAACAUGGGAAGUAUUAUUUUGGAAUGUGUGUUCUAGACUUGCUGUGGUGUGUGUAUGUGUGUGUGUAACUAUCUCUCUAUCUCUCUAUAUUCAACUUCGUAGCAUUUCUUUUUUGCCAGUACUUUGUACAUCAUCAGGAAAAAGUGUAAGUUUUCCAAGUUAUGAACUUAAGUAAAACACAACUGAUCUUUUAAAAUUACCGUAUUUUUCCAUGAAUAAGAUAAGUUUUUAAAAUUGCUUUUAAAAUUUAGUAAAAAAUUGGGGGUUGUUUUAUACAAAGAUGGUGAAUGCACAGGGUUUUUGUUUUUAAAAAACACCACUUACCUUCUGUGAAGAAGCUGCCGGAACAUCAUAGCCACUGUCCCCCCCAGGAGCGCAGUUUUGGCGAUCUCUGAAAAAAAGCUCAACAAAUUUGCCCGAUAUCUUGGGUGUGCACCCCCCACCCUUUUUGAUGUUUAAAUACUGUUUUCUUAAUUUUUGGUUUAAAAAAUAGGGAUUGUCUUAUACAUGGAGGUGCCUUAUACAUGGAAAAAUAUGGUAUAUGCAAAUUGUAGACUAGCUAUUAAUUCAAAGUAGUUGUAGCAUGUGUCUUGGAAAAUACUAUAUUAUCUUUUUAAUUUCCCGUCCCUGCAAUAGUUGUGGAAUUAGGUAAACAAUAAUAAAAAUAUGGUCUUCUGCAUAAUAUUCUAAGGGGCAUGAAAGUAACUCCACUCCUUUUGCUCGUGCAAAGUAUUGGAUUGGCAAAAUAGCAAGUAGUUCUUAAGACAUGUUGAAAGGAGUUAGAACAAUCAAUCUAUGAGAGAAAACAAAAAAUACACUCUUAAAAUUGUUAAAUGCUUCAAAUUUCCAAAUCUAGCCAUUUAUGAGUCAAACCAGUGGAUCAACUAGCCUAGAUUUAUUUCCUCUAAUGGGCAGCAGUUCUCUAAAGUCCCCUGCAGAAUUAUUUCACCACUCCUUGCCCUUCUACCUGAGAUGGUUAACUGGAGAUGUCAGGAAUUGAAACUGGGACCUUGUGCUUGCUGAGUUCUAUGAGCCACCCUCCAUGUUUUUAUUAUGGCACCGUCUAGUAAAAUUCUAGUUCUUCAAGGUCUGACAGGUUCUUCAUUGUUUUAAAAAUGAACAAAUGAACAUAAGCACUGUUUAUCAAAUAGUCCAAGAACGUAGUAAUGUAAACAGUAACUGCUUGUUGGUGUGAAUUCAAGGAAGUGAUUACAUCACAAGUAGCUUGGGACAUUUUUAUCUUAGAGGUGACCUGGAAGGCCUUUUCCUUGUUUAAAUGAAAAUUCAACUAUUUAUUCACAGGUUUUCUGUUGUGAAAAGUUUCUAGAAGUAGGAAAAAAUGCCACUGGCAUGGAGGAUAAGUUGAUAUUUUAUUAAGAUUGUAUCUUUUUCAUAGGAAAAGCUCUUUCUCCCAACCCCCCUUUCUAUGUUAUGUCAAGGGAUGCAAUGAGGAAAACUCUGGGUGUUUUGUUUUAAGCAGGAGUGUUGACUAUCAGUGCAACUGGGAGUGCAUGGACAUUGUUGCUAUAAUAUUAUAGCAAUGAUAUGCAUUGAUUUGUGUUGCUAAAGAAUGUUCUGAAUGUCUUCCAGCUUCUGCUUUUCAGAUGAAAACUAAACAUUUCUAUUUUGCACCAUCUAAUUUAAGAUUCAUCCCUUAAAUGUAGGUGUAAAUCCCAUUAAUUUCAUUAGGAAGUAGAAAUGUGCCUAUUAUCAGACAAGACCAAAUAUUUAGGUGACAGCGUCCUUCUCUAUUUCCAUUUUUAGACUAUUAAAAACUAAGACAGGUAUUUGUAUUAUACCCAGCAAAAAAGAAGUCCCACGCACUCUUUUUUGUUUAAGGUAACCUGAAGAAAAAAUCUGAUAAGCUCAAUAGAUUGCUUAUUGUUUUGGGAAGUUUUACUUGGUCCUAGUGGAGGUAUUGGGACGUGGGUGGCGCUGUGGGUUAAACCACAGAGCCUAGGACUUGCCGAUCAGAAGGUCAGCGGUUCAAAUCCCCGCGACGGGGUGAGCUCCCGUUGCUCGGUCCCUGCUCCUGCCAACCUAGCAGUUUGAAAGCACGUCAAAGUGCAAGUAGAUAAAUAGGUACCGCUCCAGUGGGAAGGUAAACGGUGUUUCCGUGCGCUGCUCUGGUUCACCAGAAGCGGCUUAGCCAUGCUGGCCACAUGACCCGGAAGCUGUACGCCGGCUUCCUCGGCCAAUAAAGUGAGAUGAGCGCCGCAACCCCAGAGUCGGCCACGACUGGACCUGAUGGUCAGGGGUCCCUUUACCUUUACCUUUAGUGGAGGUAUUACUUCACUACUGCUUUGUGGAUUUUUUUCUUUUUUAAAAAAAAUUCCAAAUUUUCAAUGCAGAAUCAUAACAAAAAUUACAAAAAUUGAAUCCAAAAUAAUACUAUACAAACAAAAAAGAAUGGAACAUACCAAAAAAAAAGCAGAAAAGAAAAAGGAAAAAAAGCAAAGGAAACAAAACAAAACUAAACAAAAACGAAAAAGCACACAUCUACAGAAAAAAACCAUAUCAUUACGUACAUAUAUUUUUUUUCUUCUACUUGACUAACACAACUGUAUAAAUAUAUUAAUUGAUUUCUGUUAAGUUUAUUGCACUGAACAGGCUAUUAAUUCCUUCAGCCAGUGUAUUAAAAACUGUGGCUCAGCAUUGGCAACAUAUUUAAAUUCCUGGGCAUCAGAAUCAAUACUUUAGGAGCCAGCAUAACAAUUUGAGGUACUGGAUACAUGCAAAAAAGAACAAAAUGACAGCAUUUUAAAGUGCUAGCAUCGCAUUUUCAGUGCUGGCCAGCAGCACAUGCAUCUCGAGUUCGCUCCCAUUUGAGGGGUUGAUGGGGUACAGCUUCAGAAUGGGACUGAAGAGUAAACAGGUUGCUAAGCCUGAGCUGGAGAUACUUUGGUUUUCAUCAGUCUCUGCUAUUUUCCUAAUAACUUACUUGAGGAGUAGAAUUGGUGGUCUGUUGUCCCAUUUGGGGACUGCCUACAGAGGCUGCCAAUCUGACUGAUUGCAUGUUAAGAACUACAGUAUAUGAGUUCCAGAAACACUGCAAUUUCUGUAGCUUGUUUAUUUGUUGCUUCUCUCUGAAUUUAGCAGCUGUGUCUAGUCUCAUUACCUGGCAAUACAUAUUUGGAGACUUGUAAUGAGGAUUUUCAUACAGGGCUGGUCCUCCAAAGCUGCCCUGGAAGAUCUUGAUAAGGUUUAAAACAAUGCACAGCCCAGUUUCUACAAGGGCUACAUCUUCUAUGAUAUGUUAUGAUUAUGCUCUUUUAACAAAGCAUAAUGUGGCUCCUGGUCAAAAAGAGAGAAGGGAUUGUCAAAAGAGAGAAGGGGUUGGGAGCCGCUCAAACAAUAAUUCUUGUAACACUAUCUGAGCAAACUACAUAUGCUUCUCCAGUGAUGCUGUGAAGAGGAAACCAAAAGCUUUCACUUCCAGAUUCAGUUAGCCACAAUUUAUAAUACAGCUGAAUUUCUAAGAAGUGUUCUGUGUUCAUUAUAUUGUGCAAGUACCCAAAAUAUAAUGUUACAGUUGCAUUAAUGCGUGACAAGGCCAUAAGAGUUCUUCCUGUUAGUUUGCAGUAGCAGUGUGUCUUUAGUAGCGACCAGUUAGGUGCUUCUGGAAGCUUUCAAGCAGAUUAUGAUAUAACAAUCUACUUUUGUUCAUAGCAUCCUGUAAUCAAAAGAGAGCCAGUAUGGUAUAGUGGUUAGAGUAUUGGACUAAAAUCUAGGAGACCAGGAUUCAAGUCUCCACCUGGCCGUAAAGCACACUGGGUGACCUUGGACCAAUUCCUACCUGUCAGCCUAAUCUACGUCACAAGGUUGUUGUUGGGGUUAAAGGAAGAGGGGAAGAACUAUGUAUACCAUCUUGAACUCAUUGGAGGAAAGGGCAGAAUAAUAAAUUAACUAACUAACUAACUAACAUUGUCCCUAAAUGUAGAAGUUCAUUUUAUUGGCCUACUUGAGUCUCUAGCAAUAUUCUAAAAGCAGAUUAGUGUUGUAGGUAUAUGUGCAAUGAGAUUAACCUCUCCAGGGAGAUUGCAGGAGCUAGGAGAGAAACAGGGCACACUUCAUUCUCCACACUCUUCAGAAAUUUUUCUCACCCCCAUAUAGGCCAAGUUCUCACAAAACAUUAAACCAUUGUUCCAAAUAAACUAUAGUUUAAACACAAGUGCUUUCCCCCCCUUUUCUCCUUACUGCGCUGCAUGGGGCCACAAACAUGUCUUGAGUAUGGUUUGUUGUGAUGUUUGAGCCCAGGCUUAUGGUUUGUCUCUCUCUAAGCAGGCCAUAAGCAGAAGCUGAACUUUGUUAUUGGCUUUGACUUUGUAUAAGUGUAUAGAUGCUUGUGUUUGUUCACAAGAGAUGUAUUUUGCUGAAUUUGUGUGAAAGUAAUUAUUGAAAUAACUUAACUGGCAUCCAGUCAGGAUGUGUAUGCUACUUACAAAGUGGCUUUUCACAUAGCAGCAAUACAAAGCUUUAAUUUUUUGUUAGGGAUGGUUCAGUGGAUUAAAUAUGUGGAUACACUUAUAAACCAGAUGAUUAGGUAAAUGGGUUUUAAAGAUUACCGGUAAUUACUGAAAUACACAUUUCUUCGAAUUGUCUUACAAAUACAAAAAAGGCAGAGCAGUUAUACAAUUUACUUUUUUCUAGGCAUAUGCAUCAGGAUGUGAUAUUGUGAUAUUGGGGACUGAUUUUGAAAGAUUACAAAUAAUUCCUGGAGCAAAACAUGGAAAUAUACAAGUGGGAUGUGUAGAUUGCUCUAUGCAACAAGGGAAGGUAAGUAGAAGUGGUACUCUUGUUAAACAUACCUAUCUUAUUUGUUCUUGUAAUAUGCAUUUUGCAAUGCCAUCCUGUCUGAAGGUGAUAUUAAACUCUUCAAAUACUUUUAGUACUAACCCUUCACAAGGACCUGCAUGUAAGAAGAUUGAAUUAUGCUUGCAGCUAUCCUGCUAUUUUAAUUCCUCUGCUGGAGACUCCUGUUUAUAUUCUAGAGUCUGAUAGAGUACUGUGUUUUGAAGAACAGUCUGGUCAUCAUUAUGCUACAAGGUUCUUUGUGAAUGUGGGCCCAAGCCCCCACAAAGGCAGGCACUUCCUACAGCGGUGGGUACAUAGCCAGCUAAGACAUCUUGUGGCUGAGAUAGUACAGGUUUUUCCAUGAGACUAUCCUCUUUCAUUUUCUUGGCUAUCACAUGUUGUUUGUUUAGGCAAGAAACAAACCAUGAUUUUGAUGACACUAUACAAGGCUUUGCUGUUUGUUGUUCCUGGCAUAGCCAGGAUGGGAGGAAAGUGAAACAAACUUAGAGCAGCAUGCAGCAGCACUCUGCUGAUAUGCAUUAAACCAUAGUUAAUAUUUAACUGUGUUUGAAUAUGACAUGUGAACCAUGCCAGCAUCAAAACCUAGCACCUUGGAGAGAAGUCUCUUCAUGCUAUUUCAGAUGUCUGCAGGAGUGGUAAGAUAUGGUCAUAUAGUAGGAGACACACAUAGUAAUUUACUGUUGUAAAUGAAACUUAAAACCAAUUUUAAAAAUCAACUGAGAGUUACCUUGGAACAGAUUUCUUGAUGAUCUCUCUUGGCCUCUCUUGAAGUUUAAGACACUAUCUUAGGACUCUGGAUUCUCUGUAUUAUCCAACAUUGCUUUCUCCUUUGCUGAUAAGGUGUGUUGGAUUUUGCUCAUACAUCCACUCUCUGAACUUCUUGCCUUUUUUCUUUUUAUUUCUGAAACUGCAGAAGCAUAGAUCAUGAAAGGAGAACAUCCUUCUGUUAGGAAAGGUGUGAAUUUAAACACACUACCAAAUUCAUAAACUUUUCCCCAACAUAAGACUCCUCUUCACAGUUGAGAUCCGCGUGAGAAUGAAAUACUGGAGAUUAUCACUUUAUUAAGCGCGCAAUACCUUUCUACCUUCUUAUUGUCUUUACUACUCUAGAUUUUGUGCAGUUCUGACAAGAUUCUAGUUGGCAUUUUUAGGUCAUGCUCAUGUGUAGAUUGCUAUGCCUUGUAAUUUGUUUUUGUAAUAGAUUUUUAAUCUUGAACCUGCAUCUCACUGCAUUUUUCCAGAAUUUCUGCAAAAGUAACAUUAUAAAGUUUUCUUUUUUUAAAAAAAGAUCUGUCCAUGAAAAUAAUAGUGCAUUAUACGCAAUAUAUAUAUUAUUUUAUAUUGUGCAUGAAAGUGGAAUAUGGUUCUGACAGAUGUUAGUUGAAGUUAAAAUAUUUAAACUUCUUUUCAUUAUUUUCCCCUACGUUUUUUGGAUCUGCUUCUCCAGUUCUGUGCAAUAUGUAAAAUUGUGAUUAUAUAUGUCUCUGUUAUUGCCUCACAUACAAAUAUACAUAGGUGGUUUCUCUUUGCUUUUUUUUUUUACCCUUGCUUGUCUUUAAUCCUUUUAUUUCGGACUGACUGAGCUUUUUUUGCUUUAGAUUUUUAAAUGUUUCUUGCAUGUUAACGUCUUGUAUGUAUUCUUUUUCAAAGUACUGUACUCUUGACACCCAGGAUUGCUGAAUUCUGAUCUGUAUCACACAUUUCUUAUCAUGUUUCAGAGUAUCUUUUACAUGCAUAUCACUUUCUCACCCCAUUUAAAAUACAUGAACCAUAUAAAUUGAACAAAUGUAAUUGUGCAUUUUAGCUCCCAGCCUCAGGGUAAUUAGAUAUAUUGUGAGUCUUAACAAAGCUAUUAUGUAGCCAUAUCUAACCAAAUGAAUAUUGUGUAUCUUCAAAAUAACUUAGUUGCCAUUUCUGUGAUGGCGACUCUUUGCGUGGAGAUACAAAGAAGUUUAUGGCUAUGGAAGGAAAGUAACACAACCUGCAAGUAAAUACAGUACAAACUAAUUUUAAAAUGCUGUUUGCUUUAGAUUGCAGCUUCUUAUGGGAAUGUGAUUUGUAUAUUUGAGCCAGUUCAACACCUGAAACAGAAGAGUAGUCAUCAUACUGUAAGUAAUUUAUCUUUUCUAUCUUUGCUAAGCAUUUGCAUUGUGAGUUGUAUUUAUUUGAAGCCAUGGAGGGAAAAUGUUCUUGGUGGGUUUUUUUCCGGAGGGAACAGAAUUUGGGGGGGGGGGGAAUGCAAUACUUGGUUCUUUAUGCACUCUUUAAAUAUCAAAAGUAACUUUAUUGCUUUAGGAACAUAAAAUGCAUUAUGUGUAACUUCAUUUACCAUAGAAUUAUUGUUUCUGGUAUAUUGAAAGUACAGUAUAUGCAGACAAUAAUUACAAAUUAAUUUUUUUUAAGUUUUUGUUGCAAAUGGAGCUACAAGCUGCUGAACUGUAAGAAACUAGCAUCUAUGUGGUUUUGCCACUUUAUAAUGAGCAGGCAAAAAACAUAAAAAACAGAAACCAUCAAAAUGGUAGUAAAACAAAUUACUAUUGAAAUCAACUUCUGCAUUUUCACAUGCCAGUUUAUUUCUUGAUUUGGUGCAAAUAUUUCUAGACAUAGACCAGUUUCUUUUGCGUAGAUUUGAUGCAAGUACUGGUAUUUCCAAACAUAGAGCGGUUUCUUUCAGAUGCACCGACUUGCUUACUGGCCUCUGGGAAAGUCAUGGGAGGGCAAUGACCUUCCCAGAGCCCCUGGGGAGCAGUCCUCUGCCUCACUGGGGUGGGGUGGGACGGUUCCUGGGAUUCCUGAUUUUGAAUGUUUUCCCCAUUGCAUGCGGACUCCUGGAACAAAACCCUUGCAUAAGUGUUGGGCUCAUUGUAAUGAAGUUUCAGUUUCAGCUUAUAGAAUUGAACUUAUAGAACUUGUUAUUGCUAUCUCAGUUAUUUGGAAAUAUUAUCCAAUAGUUGCUGAAGGAAGUUUGGCAAAUCUUCUGAAUUCCUUGUGCUUUAAUUGACAACUAUGGCAACUGAAUAUAGGUGUUUAGAAACAAUUUGUAUUGCAUUUGUGUUUCGUUUGUAGGGAUUACAUCAUCAGUGGCAGAAGUCAGAUCAAAUUUUACUGGAAGAUGCGGUGCAUAACUUAACAUGGGAUCCAACAGGUAAAUACAAAAUCAGCUGAAUGUUUGCCUUUCUUUUCUCCCUGCCUUUCAAUGAAUUAUCUUGUGAUAAUAAUAAUAAUCUAAUUCACAUUUAAGCAUGUUUCUAUGGAAGGAAGUGUACUGUUGGGCAGAGCAAUCCUGUAGGAUGACAGUGGGGGGAGUAUAUGUAAUAGAACAACAACCCAAUCUCAUGCUUCAUUGCUAUUAUUAUUAUUAUUAAUUAAUUAAUUAAUUAAUUAAAUUUGUAUAGCGCCGUAGAUUUCAGAGCAGUUCACAACAUAAAAUUCAUGCUGGUUAGGGAGAAUAGGGAGUGGCUAGAGGGAAAAUAAGUGUGUUAGCUGAAGGAAUGGCAUAAGUCUCCACACUCAUCCAUCCCAGGGGUAUGCCUGGGGAGUGGGAGUGCUUUGAAUUCAGGGGAACCCGAGCCUCCCCUGAAGUGGACCUCCCUGUUUAUUCUCAAGUACCCUUCUUUUCCAAGAUUCCUCUCUUCCUCUCAAACCACACCCCCAACCUUGCUUUCUGUUUCCCUGUAACUGACUGACUUGAAUAUAUGUUGAAGCUUAUGAUACUUUGCAGAACUGAUUAUUUUUUUCUGCUUGGGGGUGGAGGAAUAAGAGACAUUUAUAUGAAUGAAUUGGAAAACACACACACGUCUAAAUAGCAUAACGGGGGUCGGACUAGAUGACUCUGUGAUUCUAUGGAAAUUUGAUAUAAACAGCAUUGCUCUUCAGUCAUUUUUUACAACACAGUCCCCACUUCCUAAAUCUUAGGAUUCUCAUGCUACUUUAUCAGUAUUUUUAAUUUGAAAGAAAUUGACCAGGACAAUGCAUAUUGCUCACCUUACUUGUGUUGCAGAAUUCCUAGCAAACUCAAAGCCUCAUUCUCGCCCCAAUGCAUGAUGCUGUGCAGUUAAGGUUUCAGUGUAUCUAACUUGGAAUUAGCCAAAAUGAUGCCCAGAUGUUGUUGGACUCAGCUUUGACUUUUAGCUAUGCUGGCUGGGACUGGUUGGAGCUGGAGACCAGUAACAUCUGGCUACUCUGAUCUGGAGGUUCUUCCUACUAUCCCUUACUCUUUGGCUGGACACCAAAAAGCUGUUCUUUGACUAGUUAGCAAGAGUUGAGUGACAUUGAGAUUCUCUGCAGCCAUCAUUGUUCUUCCAUGCUUCCAAAUCCUUCUGAUCUAUCAUUCCUCAUGUAUGUGUCUACUGAGUUCCCACCAUCCCUUAAUGCUUAACCUCAUAAAGAGAAUCCUUUACACAGGCCUGUUCCAUCUGUUCAUAAGGCACUUGGCAGUUAAAAAUGGAAUUUUACUAGCUGAGUCAGUGUAGUCAGAGAAGCUGCUGAAGUACAUUGCUGGUAAGUGAAGCUAGAUCGAUCUCUUCCCUUCCUCUAGGCGACAACUAAUAAAGAUGGAAUUCUGAUAGCUGGAUUGGCAUGCAUAUUUUUGCCAGUUGACUUCUUGCCAAUUUGCCAUCUUACAGGACAGUUGCCAGUUCUAGUCUUUGUGUAUGCAAAUGAAGUGGUUUCAUUAUGAGCAGUUUAGAUUGAUCACCUAAAACUUUAUAGAUUCAGGUGUAUAUUUCAGAGUAUAUAGUUGGUUUAUAGUUAUAUAGUUUGUUACAGUUAUUUCAGAGUCUAUAGCUUGACUUUAUCUACUAUUUUUUUAUUCUAAUUUAUGUGUGCACAUUCUCAAAAUCUAGGCUCCCGUCUAUUGACGGCUUGCAGUUGUUUGCAGCUUUGGUCCAAUGUCAAUUAUGAAAACCCAUCAGAAGAUGAAAAUCCUGAAAAAACAGAAGCUCGGAAUUGGAGAAUCAUUUGGCAGUGCAAGUAAGAAAUAUAUUAAGACUAAUUUACACUUGUUUUUGUACCUCCAUGGACCGGUGCAUUACUCCAAAGCAGUAUAUUUAAAUGAUAAGUAUACUGCAAUUCAUUUUUUAUAUAUGCUUUUUAUUAGCUUAUUAUUACAACACAAACACACACAAUGAACAGACUUUUAAAAAAAUACAAACAAAUAAUAAAUGUAUAUCCAUGUUUCAAUUCUUAUUCUUUUCUAAUUGACUUCCUUUGUCCUCAGCACGGGUCUAAUUUCAUAUUUGGUAAACUGCAAUUCAGUGCAUUCGGUGUGAGCCAAUCAUUGCAUGUUGUUUCCCAGAUUAAAAAGUGUUAUAUAUGAGAUACUUUCCAAAAUAUGUAGUAGAUGUUUCAUUUCUACAACAUUGAACAUAUGGAAGUGCAUAUGAGUAUUUAGCACCCUUUUACUCUAAGAAGGGUGAUCCAGCAUAAAUAAAGCAAACAAUGCAAAUACUAAGAAGUGAAACAGGGUUUCAACAGAUUUUACUAAGCUUUAUAAUUGUAAAGCCUGUGUUAAUGUUGUAACUUUGUUUUUGGUAGGCGAACAGCCAAGUAAACCACAUAAGUUGUAUCAUCAGUUUUGUAAUUAAUCAUCUGCAACUAAAACAAAAAUAAUUGAAUUUCAAAUAAGUGAUUUUGCUAACUCUAAUAUUUAACUCAAGUUCAGUUUUAUUAAGCUUUUGAGGUAUCAAAUCACGAUGAACAUCUUUUACCCCUUUUCUUUUCUGCUUUUCACAGAACUGCUUCUGAAGUUCAGCUAAUGAAGUUUUCACCAGAUGGGGAAUUUUUUGCUACUGCAGGAAAGGUAAACCAGUUUCAUAGGAUCUGAAAUAUAUUUCUUAUUUUAACUUCACACCUAGGCUUUCUGCAUAUAGCAUUAAAGUAAGAAAGAGUAAUUACAAUAAAAAUACAAUAAAACAUUUUUGAAAAAAAGCAAUAAAAUGAAAAGAACCAAUAAAACCAGGGAUACAAUGUUGAUAUUCUUACACACACAUUUUAAGUCAUUUUCCAUCUCAUGUGACUAUAGUAAGAGGAGGGGAGGGCAGUUCAUAGGUGCUACCUAUCUUGGCUUCCACUCAGACCAUGGCAACAGAGGUUCUUAUUUGAGAGUAAGGAAGAGAUCUUUAUACAGGGAGAUUAAAGGUACAGGCUCAGCAACAAGCAUAGUAUCAUAACAGCCUCAGAGCUUGGACUAGGCAACAGGAAUGACAGGGCUAGCUGGACUAGAAGCAGUAGUCCUGAGUCAAAGUUCAGGGCAAGAAGCUCAUUUGUCCCAAUGGGUUAACAUGACCACCACCAAGCUUUUAAAGGCAGGGCAAAGCAAGCUUAGCUGUGAUACUCCUAUGCCUUGUAGAAUGUUCAGCAUGCAGACACAGUCACAUGUGGUUAACAAGCCAAAGAUUGGAAAGUUGUAGUCCACAUAGCUAAUCGGCUAUGUAAGUCUGUGGUUUUGCGAAAGCCCCUAUCUUCCCAAACUCUACUCAUCCAUGGAGCAACUGUGAUGCUGCAACAGUGUCAUAAAUUGCUUGAAAGAAGAGGAAAUUACAGAUUUCACAAACCAUAAUUUAGUUUCCUCCAAGAAUAUUAAGAAUAAGUCAUACAAUAUAAUUUCCAAUUUUAUGUUGUGGGCCACCCUGCGAUCUUCAGAUGAAGAGUGCUAUGCAAAUUUAUAAAUAAAAUAAAUUGCUCGUUAUAAUAAGCCACCUUUAUAAACUAAAUUUUGGACAAAAGAUCAGCUAACUUAAAAUCCAGUGUGAUGUUUUUUUCUCUUAAUGUAUUGGAUUUCACAGUUCUUGUGCUCUUCGGAUGAAUAAUCAUCAGCACAGAAGCAUAAUAUUGCAAUAACAUGGUGAUCUGUUUGAAGCAGCUAACACUUCCCCUAAGGCCUAAGAUGCAAUCAUGUGAUGCUUGUUUUUCAGACAGAAUGACUUUCUGUGAAAUUGACAUAUUUGGCUAUAGUGCCAAAAUUAAGGGAAAUGGAUAGCUGCUAUUUAUUAUUGGAUGCCCAUUUAAGAAAAUACUUUGACACUGGCAGUAGUUGCUCUAAUACAGGGGUACCCAAACUUUUUUCCAAGGGGGGCAGAUUUGAUGAAGUGAACAUCAAAUACUGGAGGUGAAUUAUUGAAGCUUUUUUUCUUUUCUCAAUAGCCUAAUGAUGUUUAUGCAUUUAUUAAUUCAGACUCCAUACGUUAACAGACGAUAAUCUUAAAUUAUCCAUUAUUCAGUUAUACAUUUUUCUCUUACUCUUACUUGUUCAUGUUUCAUUUCUCCCUUCCCUUCCCUUCCCUUCCCUUCCCUUCCCUUCCCUUCCCUUACUUUCUCAAGAAAUUCUGUUUCUGCUUGAGAGAGAUGAAAGGAUUAAUAACAUCAGCCUAGCAUUAAGUGGUUAGGUUUUAUUUGCUUGUUGGAGAGAACUCUUGAUUAUGUUGACCUUCUUUGGUAUUCUGCAGUGCAAUCCAUUCUUUUCCAAACAAAAACUUUAAAAUAAAAGUAGUCCCUCAUCUGUCUCUCUCUCAAACAAAUGGUCAAAAAUUACUGGUUGUUUCUUAAUAUUUUCAGAUGCAUACCUGCUAAAACAUCAGCCUCUGUGUUGUCUGUUUUAAGUGAAUACCCUGUCCAAACAUUUAUCUGAAUUGCAUCUUUUACUCUGUAAUUAGCAAAUCUUAUGAAAACUUCCAUUGAUAUUUUUCUUUUUUUCAGAUUUUAAAUUUAUUUUAAUAGCACCUUCUAUGCCAAUGCACAUUCUUAUUUCAAUUCCAAAUGAGCCUUUAACAGCCCUUCAAAACAGCAUGAUAAAUCUUGUCCUUCAGCAGCUUCUCUCUAGAGCUUCAUUGAUAUCUUUAUGCUCAUGCUUUUCUAUUGUUAUCUCAUGUAGUCAUAACUUCUUGGCAUCCUUGGACUAUAGACUACAUUUUUUUUUACAGACUGUUAAUUCUGUAAUUUUUACAACUGCUUAUCUCUUUCUUGAAUAAUUAUUUAGCUAAUCUUUCUUCAUUCACCUUCCAUUUUCUCUUUAUUAUUUUCAGUAACCGUUUUUCUAUUAUACUGGAUUUUUCAGUGAUUCUUUCUUCCUGGGCUCUGAUUAUGGUUCAGAUAUCUUAACUGCAUGGCAUACUAAAAUACCAAAUUUUCCCCUUAUUUACACACAUAGAAAUGAGUUAUGAGUUUCAGUUAAAAUAAGCCAGCUAUGUAUCUGUCAAUAGCUGAGAAGUUCAUGCAAGGUGAGGGAGAUCAGCAUUUAGUGCAAAGCAUUUUAUAUUUUUGUUUCUGUACUCACAACCAGAGGGUGGAUGAGUGUCAUGGGAAUCAAACAUCUACAGAAACCAGGAUUGGACAAGGGCAGAGAACUCGGGAGAGAAAUGGAGUCUCCUUUGGCUCUUCUUGCAGAAAGAGUAUGAUCUUUUUUUUUGCUGCUGCUUACAUUUUUCAAAAAGAAGUGGCCCUGGUGAGGGAUGGAGUUCAUUAAAAAUAAUUGGCAGAAAUUAUGAACCACAGAUUAAGAAGAAUUUUUAAAAGUUGUUUUUAUGGGGAAAAGGUGACUUCAUCCUCCAUUCAACAUGAUUAAAUAAUUCUGUCGAAAAUAAUUCUAUUCAGUUGUAUUGAAAAGCUUAUUUAAGAGUGAGCAAAAGCGGAAGAAUUAGCUCUGUGUAGCAAUUAUGGAAAAUAGUGUUCUAAUAUAUAUCACUUUUUCUUUGCUAGGAUGAUUGUCUUGUAAAGGUGUGGUAUAACACUGAUAGCUGGAAGUCAGCAGUCACACCUCCAGUUACAGCACCAGAAGCAAUCACACAGGAAGUAGGCUUCUCCUUUAUCUACUUGGUUCAUCCUCGGUCUGUUAAUGGGUUCUCCUGGCGAAAGACAAGUAACUACAUGCCACGGUGAGCAUUUUUUCACUGUUCCAUCUUUGAAUUGGUAGAAAUUGUGAAUGGUUUCAAAUUUUGCCUUGUGCUCUCAAAAUUGUGCCAAUCAGCCAUGGUUGAGUAAUUAUUCAGAUGAAUCUAAGUAAGUCUUCACCGGUAGUGAUCCCAAAACAGGUAAUAUAAGAUUAUGGAGCUAUAUAAUCAGUAGUAGACCCUGAGGUUGGACUGUGCUGCACACCUGACCUCCCUCCAGCUGAGUUGCAGCUGCCGAUCAGGACAGAAAAUGGGAGGGUUAAGGUCAGUGCAGUGCAAACUGGAGGAGCCAAUACGAUGCUCUUGGCAGUGUGUUUGCACAGCACUGACCUUACCACCACCUCAUUGCUCCCCUUCUACAUCCCAGUAUUUAGCAGCAACAGGAGCAUAGAAAUGUCAGGUGAGUGGCGCACCCUCCACCAUGCCAUCCACUGCUAUUGCAUGUAAUAGGCUUCCGUAAUGUCACAAGCAGCGUGUAAAAUAUCUGCCACAGUGCAAAGCCUUGUGAACCAUCCCGCACUUGUAACACACUGAAGGUCUGCUGUACGACACUUUGGCAACAUUGACAUCGGUUCCGUACAUGUGUUCUGACAUUAAAUGAAAAAUACCUUAAUCUACCUGGCUGGUGGGCAUAAAAGUUCUUAUAAUACAGUUAGUAAGUGAUUUCAGCAGCGUGCUGUCUGGCCACAUUUUCGUUCUCCAUCACUGCCUCAGCACUGAGUAAUUGCUUAGUUUUAUAGAUUUGUGAGUGGAACAUAGUCAUCGAAUGAGAGUCACUUAAUAACGAUCACACUAAUUGUAGGAAAUCUUAUACAGUGGUACCUCAGGUUUCAAACAUCUCAGAAGUCAAACGUUUCGGUUUUCAAACGCCGAAAACCCGGAAGUAAAUGCUUUGGUUUUCGAACAAGCCUCGGAAGUUGAAUGUGCUACGUGGCUUCUGCUUAGUGCAAGAUCUGGAGACCUAGCUGUCUGCUAUUGAGUCUUGGUUUUCAAAUGUUUCGGAACUCAGAACAGUCUUCUGGAACGGAUUACGUUUGAAAACCGAGGUACCACUGUACAUAUGAUGUUAGGAGUUUGUGUCCUCACCAGUGUUGCACAAAUAGCAUCCGAAUAUCCUUGGCUAUAGGGAAACAAAGCAGGAACCUAAUACAGUUGUACCUCGGGUUACAUAUGCUUCAGGUUACAUGCACUUCAGGUUACAGACUCCGCUAACCCAGAAAUAUUACCUUGGGUUAAGAACUUUGCUUCAGGAUGAGAACAGAAAUCAUGCUCCGGCGGCGUGGCGGCAGCAGGAGAUCCCAUUAGCUAAAGUGGUGCUUCAGGUUAAGAACAGACCUCCAGAACGAAUUAAGUACCUAACCCGAGGUACCACUGUAUAUCCAAGCCCACUGUGACUUGAGUUGCCCUAACUUGCAUCAUACUGCUGCUGUAGAAGGGUGGUAAGGAAAUAGGAACAUUUAUUACAUUUUCUUUAAAAAGUUAUUUCCAAGUAUUCAUGUGUAGUACUGACUUCAAAGCAGAAAAAUAUGACUUGGUAUAGGUAGCAGCACAGUAUAAAAUUCAGAAACCCCUGCAGAAUUUUUUAAAAAAACUUUUUUUCCUGUUCUAGUGGUGCCGUAUGUAAUGUGCUGUUGACAUGCUGCAAAGAUAAUAUAUGCCGUCUCUGGGCAGAGACUUUGUUGCCAAAUGACAGUCUGUUAUAUGGAGGUGGAUACAACCAUUUGCCUGAACCUGUGAAGUCAACUAAUAACUUUAAGAGGAAUGCUUCUAGUAAAGAGAGCAUGAAAAAUGCUUUAGAGGUAAGAAGAUAAUUACCUGACUGAGUAAGCCUCCCAGAUCAUUAUAGUUUUGUAUUUAAAGUAACAACCAUACUAACUUGCUGACUGUUGAGAAAUAGCAUUCUGAGCUAUAUUGCUGCUGCUAGAUUUCUUUUCUGCUUUUGUACAACAUGUCAUUUUCUCAACAGUUAAAUCUAAAGCCCUUUCGACGAGGAAGAAGGAGGUCAAUAGCACUUGCACAUACUGGAUACUUGCCGCAUCAGCAAGACGCUCACGAAGUUCAUCGAAACACUCCGCUGCAAUCAAAUGCACUUUGCCACUUCCACAUUGCUGCCAGCAUCAACCCAGCUACAGGUGAUUAUGAAUGCCAAUUUUUGCUUUAUAAGUGGGUACAGUUCAUUUUAAAAUUCUUCUGCAAAAGUAAUAUAGACAUACUGUCUGACUGUAAAUAAUGAUGAUAUACAGCUUCAGUUCGAGGCUUUGACUACUGCUGAAGAUGAUUAACAGAAGAUAAUUUAUGUUAACUGGAACAGAGCCUUGAGAUCUUUGCAUGAAGGGUGGUAUAUAAAUUUUAUAACAAUAACAAAAACCUCAAAUGAAACUGUGCCAUAUAAUCUGUUUAGUUUCUUUGGCAGUGAUUCACACAUGCCAUAGUUGGGUUAUGUUGGCACCUUGCAGCCAAAGACAAGAAAACCAGACUGGUCUUUGUCCAUUGAACAUGCCCUCCUUCCUUGUGUCAGAUAACAUUUAGUUUCUGCUGGUAAUAAAAGAAAAUAAGAAAUCCCAAUGGGCAUGCCCAAAAUCUUCAGGUGUACUUUAAAAAGCUCUUUGAAUUUCGGACAUGAAUCCUUGAGAUGUUAAUAACAUACUUUCAAGCAGUCAUAUUUGUAUUCUCUUUUUUUGUGGGCAGAGGGGAGUGGGGUCUAUGUAUAUCUCUGGGUGUGCUUUAUUAAAGAAAUGUAGGAUUAACUGUCCUGUGAUUUUUGCAUGUGUGUGUUAAUGUCCAUCUUCUAAUGCAGUUAAGUUUUGCUUACUAAAAAGGAAAUAAUUUAAAAGUUAUGGUACAUCUUGAAGGGAAAGUAAGUUUGGUCUUUUGCUUGUAGACAUUCCUUUGCUCCCUUCCAUCAUGUCUCUGAGUCUUAAUGAAAAUGAAGAAAAGAGUGGGCCUUUUGUUGUACACUGGCUGAAUAACAAAGAAUUGCAUUUUACCCUAUCAAUGGAAGUCUUUCUACAGCAACUAAAAAAGAGUUUUGAGCAUAUUUCUUCAGAGGUCAGCACUGAAGAGUCUAAUCAGACAGAGAUAAAAUCUGAUGAAGGUAAAGUGCCUACUGUUGGUUUGUUUGACUCUUUUUGGAAACAACGUAAUGCCUAUAAUACACUAAUUUAUUAUUUAGUUUGUAUGUCUUAACAGGCACCUUUAAAAUGUGAUCCAGAGCAUUGGAAUCUUCUCCAGAAGAUUUUGAGAGCACACAGAGGGUUGCAGGGGGAGGAGAGGAAGGAGGAGUCCUAUUGUAUGUGUGAAAGCCCACUUGCAAAAUUUUGGAUUCUUUCCCUAAGUGCACGAGAGAGUUCAUUGUCUGUGUAAUACUUAAUCUUGAAGCCAUGACCUCUAUAUUUUGAAUAUUUCAUUCAAAGCGUUUUAAAUCAGACUUUAAUUACCCACAGAACAAGGAAUAUCCCUCACGUGAACAUUGCUUUCUUAGAUAAACCAAAUAUGAAAUAUUUUUUAAAAGAGUCAUAGUAAAUUAUUGGCAGCCAUAGAAAAUUUUUGAUGGAGAGAUAUUGAACAUGGAUAUUUGGCAAAGUAGUCUCAUUCACAUGUCACUUGAAAAAAGUUAAAUUUAAAGAUGGUUUAAAGGUGACUGUCCAGCAUGCAGAUGCACAAGGAAAAAAUAACAGCAAAUUUACUCUCCCUUCUCCCACUUCUGCCACGCUACCAUUACAUCUGAACCUGGACUUGUGGCUUGUCUUUGCCAGACAAAGUCUUGAGGUGUAAGUCAAGAACAAGGCUUGGUUACAGCUUGUGGGUUGAUUGGAGAGAGUCAGCUCCGAGUCUUGGUUUGAGCGUAACUUUGAUUUAACUCCCAGUAUCACGGCAGGAGCGAAGGGUGGCAUGAAGAGGCAACUAUUUCCUCCCUGUUCACUUACACACUGCCCUUCACCUUUAAACCACAGUCAAACUUAGCUGUGGUCUAAAGUAACAUGUGUGCUAGGUCAAUGUAUGCGUAUAGGAGAUGUCUGUUUCAACCUGCUAGAACUUUUUGAGUUCUAGAAAAUGCUGUAAAACGUCACAUUGCCUGUAACUAUAAGGAUGGUUUCAGUGUGCAGAUCUCUUGACAGCGACACUUUUUUCUCUCACCAGAAACCGAUGGCAAUAGAGAAGAUCAAAAAGGAAAUCAAGAACUUGCUGGUGAAAAACCAGCUCCAAAUUCAAGCUAUAUCCCCUUGUCAUCUUCUAUUGUUGAUCAUGAGAUUGAAGUGCAGCUGUCUGAAUGGAAUAAAAAUGCAGACAUGUUGUUUAGUAUUCAUCCUAUGGAUGGGUCACUGUUAGUAUGGCAUGUAGAUUGGCUAGAUGAGUACCAGCCGGGCAUGUUUCGCCAAGUACAGGUACUGUGGCUCUUCUGAAUAAAAUUUUUAAAUAGUUUUGAGGUGUUCCACUUGAUUCCAAUGCUUCUCCGUACCAUUUCUGUUUUUAGGUAUCGUUUGUUUCGAGGAUUCCUGUGGCCUUCCCUACUGGUGAUGCAAAUUCGCUCUGCAAAAGUGUAGUGAUGUAUGCUUGUACAAAGAAUGUGGAUCUUGCUCUUCAACAAGGCAAACAGAAACCAUCUAGCCUUGGGCGUUCCUGCUCGAUGUUAAUCUCUUCGGGCCAUAGUAAAUCAACCAACAGCUUAAAAUUAAGCAUCUUCACCCCAAAUGUUAUGAUGAUUUCCAAACAUGCAGAUGGGUCUCUAAACCAAUGGCUGGUCAGCUUUGCAGAGGAAUCUGCCUUUUCAGUUGUACUCAGUAUUUCCCACAAAUCAAGGUAUUGUGGUCAUCGCUUCCAUCUUAAUGACUUGGCUUGUCAUUCAGUACUUCCAUUGCUGCUUACAACCUCUCAUCAUAAUGCAAUAAGGACACCGGCUGUUGACAGUAUAAAAGAGUCGUGUGAUGUCUCACCAUCGAGACUUCAUGAUGAAGGCACAGCAAGCACAUCACAGGAUCUCACUGCUGUUUACAGUGAACUUAUCCUUUGGAGAGUUGAUCCAGUUGGGCCGUUAUCUUUUUCUGGUGGAGUUUCUGAGCUUGCAAGAAUUAAUUCUCUUCAUGUCUCUGCCUUUUCAAAUGUGGCAUGGCUGCCUACCCUUAUACCCAGUUACUGCCUAGGUAAGUCCCUCCUAUGAAUAAAUAAAAUAAGGAACAUAGUAACAACUCAUAAUGAUAUCUGAAUAAAACUGUGUGUAUGUACUGGUACUUGUUGAUCUUUUUUACCUAAAUCAGACUGUUCAUAAUUGCCUUUAGGUGCAUACUGUAAUUCACCAAGUGCUUGCUUUGUUGCAAGUGAUGGACAAUAUUUGAGACUGUAUCAAGCUAUAAUAGAUGCCAAAAAACUUCUCUGUGAGCUAUCAAAUCCAGGAAUUUCUGUAAGUAAAGGCCAGUAGGCUUGUUAAUUACAUAAUUAACAGAAAUCUAACAUAAUCUAACAGAAAGAUCACAAGGGGAGGAUUAAACUCCUGCCACAUGCAUCAAGUCUAGCUUGCCCUGUAGUUUAAUAAAGUAUGACUAAUCUUUUUCAGGCUUGAUUUAUCUUGGCUCCUGAAAUUAUAAGGAGAUUUUUAUGUUUUUGAGCUUUGCUUAGAUCAGGCAUGGGGAAAUCUGUGUCCCCUUAAAUGUUUCUGGAAUCCAGCUCUAAUCAACCCCACCUGGAAUGACCAAUGACCUGGGAUGAUGGGAGUUGUAAUCACAGAGAACCACAGGUUCCCCAUCCCUGACCCAGAUUUCUCAGAACAAAACUUGUUUUGCCUUAAGGAAUUCACAAAAAUAAAAAUUCUCACUCUUUUUUAAGUAAAGCAGAAAUACCUUCUCAUAAAGUCCCAAGUGAUUACAUUACAUUAAGAUUCAGACAAUGGUUUAUGUAAUCUCAAAAAUUGUAACUAUUGACCUUUAUAACUCUACAGAAAUACGUUGGUGAAGUUUUUAACAUCAUAAGUCAACAAUCCACAGCUAGACCAGGAUGCAUUGUAGAGUUGAAUUCCAUUACAGAGCUGGUAAGGCGCUUGCAUUUUAUGGGUGGAAACAUCAUUGUUUUAUUUUAUUCAAAAGAAAUAACCUGUUUUCUAGAAAUCAUAUGCCUCUGAAAAAAAUGAGCAAAAUAUUGUGUUUUCUCCUGUGGUUCCUAGAGUAAGGUUAGCAGACGUCCCCGUUUCCCAGGGACAGUCCCUGGAUUUACAAAUCAGUCCCCAUACAAAAUUCAUUGAAGCUGAAAAGUGUCCCCGGAUUCAUUGAAAAAAAUCUGAUAACCUUAUUCUAGAGGGCAUUCCAAGAUCUUCAGGGUUAGCUCAUCCCAACAAGGCCAGGCAGGGUCUAAUCAUUAUGAUCCCAUCCUGGAGAAUGAGAAUGGCCCUAUCUGGCACUGUAAGAACAGGGUCUUGGCUGAGGAAUGGGGACAAGCUUUGCAAAGAUUGUAUUUUUAUUUAUGUUGUGAGAAGGACUAACCUUCCUUCCUACCACCAAACUGGCCAUAAGCACACUGCUUCCCAGCCUUGGCCCCCUCAGCUCAGUUCAGCAGGGAAGUGAAGAAAGGGAACCACAGUAUCCUGCCAGGGUUGCAGUGAGUUUCCCAGUCAUUGGCAGCUGGUCUGGGGAAAACUAGGAUCUCUUUGCUCUCUCUAACUGGGUAUGAGUCUGCUAGCGUAGGUAGAACAGUACUACCCCACCCUUCUCUGCCCAGAGUCAGGGGAUGCUACUAACCAGUUGCCACCUCACGUAAAAUUGCCUCAGAUUUUAUUAAAAGAAGGGUGUAGAGUUACAGCAAAUCAGCUUGCCACAUCCCCAAGAAAGUAGAAUGGACCACCACAGCAAGGAGAUGGCUUGCCCGUGCCCAAGCAAACAUUUCUACAUCCUUUAUACACAAAGCAGAACACAUUGUUUUGGCCAGGACUUCCCAUCACUUCAUUUGACCAGAUGAGAACAUAGGUGGCAAAUACCAAAUCUUACAGAUGGUUUUUCCUAACCUUAAGUUCAGCUCAUCUCAUCUCUGCAUCAAUUGGCAUUCUCGUGUCAAAUAACAUGCAAACCAAUGAGUUCCUCACAGUACAUGAUACUUCCCUCUUUGGGAUGAAUAUGUGUGAUGGGAUGAUGAGCUGCUUGUGCGUAAAAUCGUAUCCCCUCAGAGUUUGUUCAAGUCCACAAACCUCUGUCUGUGACAGAGCCCCUCAGACAUGGCUACUCUAGUCACUAGCAGAUUCCGACAGUGGUUGCUUUCGUAAUCGCUUCCAACAUAAAAGCUCCUUAACGGAAACACGUCUUCUGGAAUCUCUGCGUGACAGUUUCCGGCGAGGAGUGGGUGUUCUUACAGGAGGUCCUGAAACCUCUCCACUGUUUUCGCUGGAAGUGUCUCUGAGCCAUCCCUCCAGCUCAGCUCCUCUCCCCUGCUGGUUCCCUCAUCAGCUGCUGCGUCUCUCCCAACCUGUGUGAGCCCUUUCACCUCCCUGUUGGUUUCCUCUUCAGCUGCUGCGUCUCUCCCAACCUGUGUGAGCCCUUUCACCUCCCUUCCGUCCGAUGGCAGUUCCCUGACAUCCACCUCCCCCUCCAGGGCCCCCUUCACCCCCUCUCGCCCCUCCUCUACGGGCGGUGAGGAGGCAAAACCCGGAAUGAAAUUCCUUCAUCUUCCGAUGUCUCGAACACUUCUCUCAACCUGUUGCGGUUCCUGGUCUCGAAGUACACCUCCUCCUCAGAGUCCAUCUCCCCUUCCGAGUCCGGGAAUCCUUCCAACUCCUCCCCUUCAUCAGUGGUCCCAAAGUAUUCCCUCCGGAACCUCUCCACAGGCUGAGGUUUCCUUGGGAACCUUUGAUGGAACGUUUCUAUCAAUACCUCGUCAUUGAUAUCUUCAGCCAUUACCCAAGUGUUUUCUGACUCCGGUUCUCCUUCCCACGCUACCAAAUACUCCACCUGAUCCCCCUUCCACCUGGCGUCGAGGAUUUCUGCCACAUGGCUGCUGCAUUCUCUUUCUUCUACGACCCGGUCCCCGAGUGGCCAGCCCUUCUCGUCCCCUUCGUACGGUGACAGUAACGACCUGUGAAAUACUGGGUGCAGUUUCAUGUGGUUGGGUAACCGGAGCCUGAAAGCCACUGGGUUGACCUGUUGAAUGACCUCAAAGGGACCCAACCUCCUGGGUCUUAAUUUCUUACAACCUCCUUUGAACGGCAACCCUUGGGUUGACAGCCACACCCUAUCUCCCACCCUUAUGGUUUCACCUUCCCUUCGGUUCUUGUCUGCCUGCCCGUUGGUUUCAGGGUGCCGGGCAGUCGAAAAAUUGACCUCCACCUGCAGUAAGCUCAUGAGCUUCCUCCAGAACCUGGAAGUAAAUUGUUUUCCUCGGUCUGAGACCACCCUCAAUGGCACCCCGUGCAACCUAAAAAUGUUUUCUACAAAUAACUUCGCUGUCUCUUCCGCCGUGACUGCAUGCGAGCAAGCUACAAAGUGGCACAUCUUUGUUAGUAGGUCUACCACCACCAUGAUGGCUGUUUUCCUUUGGACUUCGGCAGAUCAGUCAUAAAAUCUAUCGACACUGCCUCCCAAGGUCGUUCUGGGGUUGGUAAGGGUUCUAAUAGCCCCGCCGGCGCCCGCCUUUCCCCUUUGGCUCGCUGGCAUUGCUCGCACCCUCUUACAUACUCACGUACAUCUUCCCUCACCUUAGGCCACCAAAAUUCCCUGGUGACCAACCACAUGGUUUUGUGUUGUCCAAAAUGCCCCGCCGUAGGGCUGUCGUGCAACUGCUUGAGUACCCUCCCCUUAACUCUCCUUCAGGGAUAUACAGUGCCCCUUUGUAAUACAAAGCUCCAUUUCUUUCCUCGAAACCCCCUGGUUCCUCUCCAUCACCCCUAAGACCUCUGAGCUUAUUCUGGGCGUAUUCAUCAUUCUCUGUUUCCUCUACCAGUUCUCUUUGUCCCACCAAUGCCGCCCCACACACCCAGCGGUCUUCUGGAAUGACAUGUCUCUCUUCGGGUGCCCCUCCCUCCAAAUAUUCAGGUUUGCGUGAGAGAGCGUCCGCCCUAAUGUUCUCUGGGCCUGGCACGUAACUAAUCUCAAAAUUAAAUUUGGAGAACUCCUGGGCCCAUCUCACUUGCCGUUGGUUGAGCACUCGUGCCGUCCUCCAAUACUCUAGGUUCUUGUGGUCAGUGCACACUUGCACCUUAUGUUGUGCGCCAAUUAGCAGGUGCCUCCAUCUCCGGAACGCCUCAUGAAUGGCUAGUAGUUCUCGGUCAUACACCGUGUAGUUCCUCUCGGAUUUGUUCAGCUUUCGCGAAAAAAGGCACACGGUCUCCACUCUGACCCCUUCUUGCCUGGCUGCAGAAGCACCGCCCCAAUCGCUCUGUCUGAUGCGUCAGUUUCCACUCUCAUCGGUUUUUGUAAAUCCACAUGCAGGAGUUGUUGUUCCGAGGCGAAGGCCGUUUUAGUUGCUCAAAUGCUCGCUCCGCCUCCUCAGUCCCCACGAACUUCUUCUUACUGCUGAGACAGUCCGUAAUGGGCGCCGUCAGGUGGGCAAAGUUUCGGAUGAACUUACGAUAGAAGUUCCCAAAUCCUAGGAACCUCUGCACAUCCUUCUUUGUUUUGGGUGUUUUCCAUUCCAGCACAGCCUGGACCUUGCCGGGAUCCAUGGCCAAUCCCUUGUCUGACAGGCGAUACCCCAGGAAUUCCACCUCCUUGGUAUGAAACUGACACUUCUCCAGUUUCACCCACAGCUGGUUGGCUUGCAGCCUGCUCAACACUUCUCUGACGUCUCUCACAUGCUGCUCCUCAUUCUCAGAAUACACCAACACGUCGUCUAAAAGGCCACACAAUUCUUGUAAAGCAAAGGCCCCAGGACGUGGUUCAUAAACGAUUGAAAUGUUGCGGAGCCUCCUUGUAGGCCGAAGGGCAUAACCAAAUAUUCAAAUGCCCCUAAAGGGGUGAACAUAGUGGUUUUCCAUUCAUCCCCCUUCCUUAUUCGUACCAGGUUGUACGCCCCCCUUAGGUCCAGCUUUGUAAAAAUCUUUCCCUUCCGCACCCUUGUCAAAAUGUCGUCAAUCCUGGGCAUAGGGAAGGCUACUGGUUCUGACACUGCAUUUAAGGCCCUGAAGUCACACACCAGCCUCGGCUUGUUCGUGUUUUUCUUAUCCACAAAAACACUGGGCUGCCCCCACCGCCCUGGACUCUCUGAUGAACCCUCUCUUCAGGUUCUUGUCAAUGAACUCUCUUAACUCCUGCAUCUCUCUGUCUGACAUGGCGUACAGCUUGCCUACAGGGAGCUGUUGAUUUGACAGUCAAAGGGUCUAUGCGGGGGUAGUUGGUCAGCUUCCCUUUCGCUGAAGACGUCACGGAGAUCUGCAUAUUGUCGUGGUACCUUCACGUUCUCUGUUACUUCAGUCCCUGCUAGGGUGGCUUGGACCCCUGCCAAACCCUUUCCCUCUUUGCAGUGUUCUAAGCAAUGUGCUGAACCAAAAGAAACCACUCUCUGAUGCCAGCCUACCAGCGGAUCAUGUAACGCUAGCCAGCUCAUCCCCAAUAUAAUGGGAGCUCCUCCCAAGGUGGCCACAUUAAAAGCUAUCAGUUCGGUGUGCCUUGCUACCUUCAUUAUCAUUGGGACGGUCUGCAAGCUGACUUCUCCACCCAACAGCUCCCUGCUAUCGAUCGUGGUCACCUGCAGGGGGCUGCUUAAACGGAUUGUCUGUAUCUGGUGUUCAGCUGCAAACUCUUUGCUCAUGAAAUUGCAGGAGCUGCCUGAGUCCAACAGCGCCUUUAUCUUUAGAGGGUGUCCGUUUGGCAGCUCUAGCGUCACUUCUAUCACUAGGGCGGGUUUAGGAGGUUCUGGCGUGGGCACUCUCACUGCUCUUUGGCCUGGCUGCUGUGCCUGACAGUGGCAGCCAGGCGUUGGCUUUACUUGCUCCGGUAUAUUUUCCUCUCUUCCAUCCACAGCCCCUACCAUCCCUUGCCAUUCUUUCCUCUGGGGGCAGACUCUGGCAAAGUGACCUGGCUGUUGGCAGAGAUAGCAUUUCCGGGCGCCUUUUCCCUCCUUCUUUGCCCCCUCACUGGGCUUUGAAACUGCGCGCGCGCCGCUGUUCCGAUUUCCAUCGGCUCUGCCGGUGGGAAAGUUGGCUCUGGAAUGUCUGGAAUGCGGAACUCCUUCCAACGUUCCCCUUUCCCUUCCCGCCUCUCCAAUGCUCUCGCCUCCUGGCGCGCUCCUAUGGCCAGCGCUGAUUUGGUCAGCUGGUCCAUAGACUCCGCCCUGGGCGCCCGGGAAAGUUCGUCUUUCACAGCCGAAGAAAGCCCUUCUUCAAAGAGCAUUUGAAUGGGUUCCGCCGAUAAGUCCCACCCCAAUCUGUGAACAAGCAUGGUGAACUCAGUCCAGUACUCACGGACAGAUCGGCUCCCCUGUUUGCAACCCAUUAACUGUCUGCGCACCACUCCCUUUUCAAUAUCGCUGGAAAACAUCAGAUCCAUGGCGCGAAAGAACUUCAUCGUGUCUUUUAAGACGUCACUAUUCGCUGCCAUCAGGGGUCUAACCCAGUCUCUCGCCCCCUUUUCAAGAUGCUCAAUCACGAAAGCCACUCGUGAUUCCUCGUCAGGAAUUCAUCAAACUGCAGAUUGAGGGCAUAUUGCAUUUCUGUCCGAAAACCAUGAUAGUUUUGGGCUCCCCCAAACUUCUGCACCAAUCCUGGUACCUUUCUGGCGAACUGGGUGGCUUUCCCCCUUUGUCUGCAUCCUGAGCCCUCCUCUCCUCAAGCCUCGCCGUCUGCAUCGCUAGCUGGACCUCCAACAUCUGGUACCUUUCUUCCAGGCUUGGACCCGCUCCAGCUCCUGCUUCUCCGGUUCCGGCUGGGUUGCUCAUGAUACCUUCUCCUGCACAAGCUGCUUUCAAAGACUGUCGGAAUGCUGUGAUGGGAUGAUGAGCUGCUUGUGCGUAAAAUCGUAUCCCCUCAGAGUUUGUUCAAGUCCACAAACCUCUGUCUGUGACAGAGCCCCUCAGACAUGGCUACUCUAGUCACUAGCAGAUUCCGACAGUGGUUGCUUUCGUAAUCGCUUCCAACAUAAAAGCUCCUUAACGGAAACACGUCUUCUGGAAUCUCUGCGUGACAGUUUCCGGCGAGGAGUGGGUGUUCUUACAGGAGGUCCUGAAACCUCUCCACUGUUUUCGCUGGAAGUGUCUCUGAGCCAUCCCUCCAGCUCAGCUCCUCUCCCCCUGCUGGUUCCCUCAUCAGCUGCUGCGUCUCUCCCAACCUGUGUGAGCCCUUUCACCUCCCUGUUGGUUUCCUCUUCAGCUGCUGCGUCUCUCCCAACCUGUGUGAGCCCUUUCACCUCCCUUCCGUCCGAUGGCAGUUCCCUGACAAUAUGCAUUGAUCCAGAAAAAUGAAUUGGUGAAUAAGUUAGGUUUUUGGAAGUUUUCUCUAAUGAACGAAGGAAUAAAUGAACUUUAUUACAGUCACAGACCAGCAUAAGAAAAAAUAUAACUAAAAUACCAGUUAGCAUUUAGACAGAUAAUUGUUAAAGCAAAUAAGAACAAAGAAACAGGCAUUGGAUAAAACAUGUGAAUAGAAUAUGAGAUUAAACAUAGAUAAUGGAUGGCUAAAAACUGAUAAUUAAAACAGAUAAGAACUAAAAGACAUGCAGUUAAAACAACUAUAAGAGGUAAAACUUAAGGGAAUACAGACUUCAUUUAAUCAGUGGUUGGAUGAGGCUUUUACACAGCCUGUGUGGUCGCAAAGAAGAUGAAACACAUUGAAGAGGAGGAGGUGGCAGUGAUGCUGAGGGAAGCCUCUUAUGAGUCAUCCUCUCAUGCUAUUGGCAGCACAGCGGGUCAUCUUGCUUUGUGACUCCAGACUUGUGGUAGGAACCUAAGUCUGGGCAAAUUUUCUUUGCUGGCUGCAACAGCUCAUCAUCUAGGAGGUUAGGGAGGCAGUGUUACACUGGUGGAGGUGGAGCAGUAUAGCCAUUCCUGCUUUUAUUCUAUGGCUUAUAGGGUUGGGCCACAAAGAAAUAAAAGUAGGCAUUAUUACCACUCUCUGGGAAGGUCCCAUCAUAAGAGAAUCAACAGAAGCUGCAGAUUCCUCUGCUCUAGCUCCACUUCCCAGCUUCUCUAGGGACUCCUCUUCCCUGAUUUUUCUAUCAACCUCUCAGGGGCUAAUCCACCCCUUGCCUCCUGAAAAUAUGUUCAGCAAAGUAUUGCAUAUUUUCAACAUAUUCUAUCUGAGACUAUUUAAAUUUAAUUUGGGCAGAAUGUUGUGUUUUAAUAUGCUUUUUUAUUAUUUAGCGUGGUGGGAAAAUGCAGCUACUUCACGUUUUUCAAGAAGAUUUCAUUUUGAAUAAUCAUGAAAAUAGACUGUCUGAGAAAAACACCAUGUUACCUGACUCUGGUAAAGCGUCUUUAGUAACUUCUCAAUACAAUGGCAUUAUGACUGUGUAACAAUCUGUGGAAAUAUGAAAUCUAAAGCAGUGAUUGUAUUCUAAUUAUAGUAAGAAAAUGGGAUUCCUGUCCCGUAAGCAACAGGCUUAUCCUAGCAUACUGUUAAUAUUUUAGAGCAGUGAUUCCCAAACUUGCCCCCAUGGACUACUUGAUGAUUGCUGAAGGUCUUGGUGGACCACUUAAAAAAUUUUCUACCUGCUGUAGCAGUUGUAAUGUGGUGUGCUGUUGCGGUAUGGUUUUAAUUGUCUUUUUAUUUUAAAAUUUAAAUAUCUUACAGAUUCUAUGGAAUGAUAAGUGUUCUGAAAUGACUAUACUAACUUCUGUUUUUUUUGACAGUUUAACUUGUAUACUAUUAGUUAUAAUUGUGUCUCCUAAAAUUCAUUUUUAGUCUUUAAAAACAAAAUAGUUUCACAAAUGUUCGUGUCCACAAGGCAUAUCUGCCAAAGAUUUCCCAUGCUGGCCAAUGCAGAAGGCCAAAUGUUGCUAAGAGCCAAACUAAAUGUCGUAAUUGCCUCUAAAGCAGGGUUUCUCAAACUGGUCAAUGAGCUUCAUUCAGGUGGUCUGUGUCUGGAUUUGUGGUUGAAGAUGGGAGACACCACAUCCAUCCCAUUUUUCAUACUGAUUGUUAAUUGUAUUUUAUUGCUGCUUUUAUUUCUUUUAUUGUAUUACAGUUUAAUUUUAUUCUCCUCUCACUCCGCUGUGUAUGUAAACCAGUUAUUGUACAGGCUUCAGUCUAGAAAAGAGUAAUCUGAAAUUCUGAAUAUGUAGUCCUUUUGUUCAGAAGCUGCUAUUCUACAGUGCCAAAUUGCCAUGGCAUGUAUAAUCAUUUGUAUAUUUUUAAAGGGACUUGUUGGAUUGAGUUUGAACAGCAUUCCAUUCCCAUGUUUAGAGUCAGCCCUUAGUUCCCAGAACUCAUGCAUCAUUAGAAAAUUGCAUUUUUUAAUUUUUAUUUUAGUGUGGCAAAAGUAAACGAAUUUUCAACAGAGCCACAUUGAAGGAAGAGACUUAAAUCCCUAGCUACCAUCACAGUGAAAAUCAUCCCUCCCACAUAUGGGAAAAGUCCCUUUUUCACUUCUGGGAGCUUUUUCCUCUCAAAGCCAAUUUGGGGUGGUUGUGUGAUUAUAAAUGGCAUUUCCGUGCGCUCUGGUUUCCAUCACAGUGUCCCAUUGCUCCAGAAGCGGUUUAGUCAUGAUGGCCACAUGACCCGGAAAGCUGUCUGUGGGCAAAUGCCAGCUCCUUCAGCCUGAAAGCAAAAUGAGCGCUGCAACCCCAUAGUCACCUUUGACUGGACUUAACCAUCCAGGGGUCCUUUACCUUUACCUUUACCCAGGCUUCCUCAAGCUUGACCCUCCAGAUGUUUUGAGACUACAGUUCCCAUCAUCCCUGACCACUGGUGGUCCUAGCUAGGGAUCAUGGGAGUUGUAGGCCAAGAACAUCUGGAGGGCCGAGGUUGAGGAAGCCUGCCUUUACCUAAUCAGAAUACUGUUUUGGGAAGUAAAAGCGGAAUCUUCCCUUCUUGUGUGCUGAGAACCUGAUGAAAAUCACUCAUGCUCUUAUUAUUAUUAUUAUUAAUAAUGUUUUUCCUAACGACACCUUUACUGUCACAUCUUGUUUGGCUCUUAGCAACACGGAAAUCAGUAUGACUUACUCUGAACUAAUUGUGCAUAGAAUUGUGGCCUAAGGCUCAAUUUUUAUUCUCUCUCAUGAAAUAAUAAAUCCCUUUGCAAUGUAUGGAACCAGGUGUACCAGAGUAUCUGGCUUGUUAAAUAUUGUGUGUGUGUGUUUGUGUGUUUGGUGUAUGAAUGGCCACUGCUAAUAAAAUAAAAUAGCACGAUUAACACCAUAUUGUACUCCCAUUACUCUGCACCCCCGUUUCUUUCUGACUUUAUUGUUCUCUGCCCCCUCCAAAUGUUUAUAUGUACUUACAACCCAGGAUAACAUUUCAUGCAUCUGAUAAGUGGACUGGAUUCCGUGAAAGCUUGUGCCAUACUAAAUCUGUGUCAAAAACAGGAUUCCUUAACAAGUAAAAAACUCUGUAGUUUUUUAUACAAAGGAUGGUCCUUCAAGUAUAUAAAUUGAAUGCAUACAUACCAUAAAACAGAGGGAUGAACGUUAUCCAGUCAGUUGUUAACAACUGCUGAAAUUAUCCUCUACUAAUAACUAAAUCUGUCUACAUUUUUGCAGGAUAUCAGAAAAAUGGGUUUUCUGAAAACUUCUAUUUAAUAGUAAUUGAACAUACUCAGAACUGUUCAAUGUUACAUAUGUGGAAAUUACAUUUGAAGUCCAUACCAGUCUCAAUAGGUAGGUUAUUUAUAUUUGUAAUGUAAAUUUUAAAGUUAUAAAGCACAUUUAUUGAUAGAAUGCUUGCUUAUUUUGAUUAUUAUUGCAAUGCUGUAGUUCAAUAAUAUUUUUGGUUCUUCUUCAAAUGUGUGUGUGCGCGCGCGCACGCACGCAUGGGAUUUAGUUUUUCUUUUUGUCCUUGCCUCAAAAUCUUCUCAAAUAAGCUAUCCUUUAUUAUAAAGUUUCUACAUUGCUACUUCCCUGCUGCUUCAUCACUAAGAAAAUACUAGGUCAUAGUAUGACUUGAUGCUAGUUUGGAGGAAACAAACAGUGAGCCUGGGUUCAAACAACAAAACAAAGUAGAUUUUAGCUUGUCAGUGAUGCAGCAGCAGCAGCGUGGAAAGAGGAAGGGAGGCACACCGAGAGAAUUCUUGGAAGAUGCAACCCAGGCCAAUAUUAGUAAAGUAAAACAAGUCAUUUUCAGUCUGUUUGUGUCUGCCUAAAAAGCAAUGGGUAGAAAUCCAGCCAUGGGUAGUUUUCAGUUAAACAUAUUGCAUGUGUUUGAUUUUAAACAGGCAAUUAAGCACACCUCCUGUUGAAAGUAAGGGCUGAAUCAUAUCCAGUGUUUGGGUGCAGCCUAAUAUUUUUAAAAGAGCCUUAAAAGGUGCUUCGUAGCGCUAAUUUGAUCAAUACAAAUAUGGCAGUUUGCAUUGGUGCAAAUAAUCCAAAAUGAUUGCGUUGUGCAGAAUGGUGCAUUGUAGACAGCAUAACAUUUCCAGUACAAGAAUGAAUACAUUACAGUUCUUAAAUCAUUUAUCUUCAGACUGUCAUGUGAGGUAUGUUAGUCUUGAAACAAUUUGCUGUGGGCUACCCAUUUUCCCGUAUCUGAAAGAAGAACUCUGUCAACAGCUCCAUCUGAUAAUUUGGCUAUUAUUGCUAUGUGUGGCUUUGAAAAGUCAAGUUCACUAUCUCUAGGGUCUGCCUAUGUAGAGCUUAUGGGGACAGAAUGUGACUGUUGCCCCUUGCUAAUGUAUUUCAGUAUUAAAAUAUAGUAUACAGACUACUAAACCGUUACAUAAAUAGUUGUAACAGCUUGCGGAUACUUGAAGUCUUAAGAGUGCCAAGGGUAGUUCAUGAUAGCUGUUACAUGACCCCGAGCUCACAAACAUGUUAAACCCAUUGAAAGAAAAUAGGUCAACAUCAAUGCAAGGAUUAGGCUAGAAUUUGAAUACAUGGGGUAUAGAUUUUUAUUAUUUUAUUUUUUAAAAAAAACCUGCUUUUAUAAUACAUCUAGCUAAAAUGUCCACUUUCUUUAGAUGAAAAAAUAGACUCCAAGGCAUGUGAAGCAGCAUCUCAAGAAGAGCUUUACACUUCUCCAGAUCAAGAGAAGCUCCAGUCUUCCUUUACUCAGAAAUAUCAAGCCUGCAAAGAGAACCUUCAAAGUACCAGCCAACUUACUCUUUCUUCAGAAAUUGUCUAUAGUCAAGAAUUGAAUUUACCAGAAGGAGUAGAGAUCAUAAGCAUCAAACCAUCAGCAGGUUUGUAAUUUAGGGGGGGAUUGUGGGUGGGUGGGGGGUAACUUUGGAUUUACAGUGGUAUCUCGGUUCUCGCACUUAAUCUUUUCCAGGGGUCUGUUGAACUCCCGAAACCAUUAAAAAAACAAGUUGCGGCUUCUGAUUGGCUGCAGGAGCUUUCUGCACUCAAUUAGAAGCUGCAGAAGCUGCAUCGGACAGUCGGCUUCCAAAAAACAUUUGCAAACCAGAACACUCACUUCUGGGUUUGCGGUGUUUGGCAGCCAAUUUGGGAGCCAAGCCAUUCAAGUAUCAAGGUACCACUCUAUUUGAACGUCCUGAUUUCGGGGGGGGGGUGGUCCAGUUUGGAAUUCUGUAUUUUUCUUGUUAUACUUUAUUAAACUUGUUGAUCAUUUAAUGCUGAUCACUCCUAGGAGAUUUACAGUAUUUUAAAAAAUAUAUUUAUCUGCUAUCCUGAGGGUUUCUUUCUUCCUAAUUUCAGGUCACCUGAGUUCUUCUUCCAUUUAUCCUGUAUGUCGUGCACCUUAUCUUCUGGCAACUUUAUGCUCAGAUGGUAAGGUUAGGUUUUGGAGGUGCAGAUUAGCAGUGGAAUCAGGUGUGACUUCUGUAGCAGAGAGUAUUACGAACAGUGGCAUGUAUAUAUGGGAAGAAUGGCCAUUACUAAUAGAAGAUGGACUUCUUAGCAGUAGUGCUCUUUUUGUGCCAGGCCAAGCUCUGGAAAUCAGCUGUGCACAUACAAAUCGCUUAGCUGUGGCCUAUAAGCGAACACCAACUGUAAACAGUCGUUCAUCUCAAGACUUUUUGGUGACGGUUGGAAUUUUUGAAUGCGAAUCUACAGGAGGCUCUUGUUGGAUAUUGGAACAAACGCUUCACUUAGAUGAGCUAAACCCAACAUUGGACUCUUUGGGUGUUGACAGCAGUUCAGUGAUAGAUGGAAAUGAGAAUUUAAUACCUAGAACAAAUCAUAUGGUUCACUUAGACUGGAUGUCUAGAGAAGACGGCUCGCAUAUCCUAACAGUAGGCAUUGGGGCAAAGCUGUAUAUGUUUGGUCAGCUGUCUGGGAAGAUGCAAGAACAAAGUGGUAAGGAGAUGCUCGUAUUGCCUGUGUGGGAAAAUGCUAAAACGUCAUGCUCUUCUAGAUUUAUAUUGCUAAGAUGUGUGGAUUUAGUUUCAUCAGUAGAAGGUUCACCGCCUUUACCUGUUUCUUUAUCUUGGGUUCGUGAUGGCAUCCUCGUAGUUGGGAUGGAUUGUGAAAUGCAUGUUUAUUCUCAGUGGCAGCCCCCUACAAAGCAAGAACCUGUUACUCUAGACUCUUACAGUGGGAGUACACCAUCCAUAAUAAGCUUAAUGAAACAAAGUCAGUCAUCUGGUGGUCACCCACCCAAGAGGACAUUGACCAGAUCCAUGACAAGUCUCGCUCAGAAACUGAGUGGGAAACGAACUGUAUAUGAUCUGUCCCUGGAGAUGGAAGAUUCUGGCCUCUUUGAAGCAGCUCAUACAUUAUGUCCUACUUUACCUCAGUACCAUCCUAUGCAGCUUUUGGAACUCAUGGAUCUAGGGAAAGUGCGUAGAGCAAAAGCCAUCCUCUCUCAUCUUGUGAAAUGCAUUGCUGGAGAAGUUAUUGCCAUUGACGAUCCUGAGCAUGAAAAGCGGUACCGUUCUCUCUCAAUCUGUGCCAGUGGGAGCAGUACGCGGGACCCCAUGACAUUUAGCAAAUGUACUAUUACAGACUAUACAGAAAUAGACUCUGUUCCACCACUACCUUUAUAUGCAUUGCUUGCCGCAGAUGAGGACUGCUCAUAUACAUCAUGUACAGAGAAGUCGAAUAACCAAAGAACCCUUAAGAAGCAAGAGGUGGCAGAUGAAAACUAUGACGAUCUCUUUCAGAAUUCCAAUCUACAUACGGAUGAUCUCACUAUGUUUGAAGUAGAUGAAGAAGAUAAAAAGCCAAAGGUUAUUGAUCUUUCUCAGUACAGUCCAACUUACUUUGGACCAGAGCAUGCUCAAGUUCUUUCGCGGCACUUGCUUCACGCUAGCUUACCCGGUCUCACCAGGAUGGAGCAGAUGUCUUUGAUGGCCUUGGUUGAUACAAUUGCCAUUACCAGCACUGAUAUAGGAGAAAGCAGAGACAAAAGCAAGGGUGAGUUUUCUCAUGAUUUGUUUAAAUGAGAUAUUCACCUUCUCAAAACUGUUUCAGAAUUUCUAUGUAUGCUUGUUUAGAUACUCAUCUGAUGUGCUAUAUACUUAAAAGUCCAUAGUUAAACCAAGCUUUAGAAAUCAAAUGAUAUCCAUUUGUCAGGGGAACAGACACCACUGGCAGAAUGGAGUCCUUCUCUCCCUCUGUGCCCCAGAAAACUGCUUGUGGAGAGAAGGUUGAGGACCCGGAGCAGAUUUUGGGGCAUGUGAACAGAGGCUGCAGGGGGCAGAGAAGAAGGGGACAUUCUGUUGUGAGAAUUGUGAUUGUGUGAUGUUGGAUGUGGCCCUUAGGCUAAAAACCUUUGAAUACUUCCCUGGAAUACAAUGGAACUUGGUUCUGAGUUAACAUGUUUAGAUUGCACUUUGAAAUACAAAGGCCAAUACUUUUAUAAUCCAUUAGCUAGUGUUGCUAAUAGUCACAGAAUGUAUCUGUUUAUUAUGAAAGGGUUUGGAAGUCUAUGAAAUCUGAGGGACCAAAGUAGGUGAAACUUAAUUCCACAGGCAUACUAUAGAAAGGAUUUAAUUGGAUUGGUUUUGAAGGAUACAGUGGUUUAUUGGGAUAUAGUUCAACUAUGGCAGCCCUUGUAGGCUUCAGCCCUUUAGGAACCUUUUAUACUUAUUUUAUAGUUGUCAGUUCUUACAUAUGGUUAGUUGAAUGGUUUCAGAAGUUGCCUCCCACUGAAACACUUGCUUAGGCAUAUAACAUGAUAGCUGCCCUCUGAGAAUCAAAGAGUUCUGUGAAUGAAAUAGAGCAGUUACAGCUUUUGAUUUAGUGGUAGGUACUUAGAGAUGAGGGAGAGAGUCAUUCUAAGCUACCCAAUGUUGUAUCUGGACUGUAUUAUUUUGCAAAUAUCCAACAUUCAUCUCCUUUGUAUCCAGACUAUAUUCCUUCUGGAUGUAAUAUGUAACACAAUUGUGCACUGAAAAAUAUCACAAUAUAAUUACGCAGGACUUCAGCUAUACUUAUUGCCUGUGAGCAAAUUAAUGAACACUAUAAUUGUCUACAAUAUUAAUUUAGAAUAGUUUUUGAUUGCUAGUAAAUCAGUUUUUACUGUACACUGGUUUCCUGACAUUAUAAAAUUGUUGAACCAUGUGUUCCUAAUGCGAUUUAAAUGAUGUGAAACAAGAUGAGGGUGGAAUGAAUAUCUACAUUUUCCAUGAAGAAUUAAAUUAUAUACACUGAACAUUUAAUCAUAGGAGGAGAAACACUUGAUGAAUGUGGUUUAAAGUUUCUUUUGGCUGUACGUCUUCACUCAUUUAUGACAACUUCGCUGCCACCUGCUCACAGAGCCCAGCUCCUUCACCAAGGUAAUGGUUUUCACUCUGCCUAUGGUAUCAGUUUUACAUUAUGUAGGGCAACAUUUUUAGAAACAAUUGAUUUUUGAGGAAAUGUUAGCCUUCGGGAGCUCCGUCAUUGUGCUGAUGUAGGCUUUCAUAGUCUCCACUGAGCAACUGGAUUUCCUUUGUAUGAUUGCACAACUAGGGCUGCCUGGACAAUUGCUAUUUUGGCUUGGUUUGGGGCUCUUCAUGUAAUGCAGGUAUAUGGAACCUCAGACCCAGGGACCAGAUGUGGCUCUCAAGGCCUCUCAGUUAGCCUCUAGGAUUCUCCCCAAGUCAUCUACCCUCUUCACUUCACAUCCCCUCACUGGCACUGACUGCUUCAUGCUUUUGCCUGACUGGAAUGUGUCGUUUAACUCUUAAUAAUGCCUCUUGUUUUCCUGAAUGGAGUGAUGUGGUCUGACUUUGUAGGCUAUAUUCUAGCUACCCCAAAGUAAGACUGUGGCCUUCAGACUGAAAAAAGUGUUCCCAUCCCUGAUGUAAGGAUUAUGGGGGCUUCAUAGAGAUUGGCAUAAUUCUGUGUUCAAUUUAACAAUCAAAUGCCCAUGUAACAUAUUUAGACUGGCAAAUCUAAUGUGCAAAAAGCCAAAUGAUGUGAUGUGGAUCCCUUGGAUGUUAUCCUAAGAUCUCCAAAGUCUUCUGAAACGUUGAUUACAAGAAACAAAAAAAUAAGCAUUUAGCAUGAUAGCAUGUUAUAAAUUAUACACCUGUAACAAUAUAAUCUCUUUGAACAAUUUAGGCUUAUCUUCUAGUCAUUUUGCCUGGGCGUUUCAUUCAGUAGCAGGAGAAGAACUGCUAAACAUGCUUCCUGCAAUGCAAAAAGGUGAUCCAACAUGGUCAGAGCUCAGAGCUAUGGGUGUAGGAUGGUGGGUUCGAAAUACCCAUAGCUUACGGAGAUGCAUUGAGAAGGUAAAUACUUUGAUAGCAUGUUGCUUUAUGAUUUUGGAAUGUUCUUAAGCAAAAGCAUCCGUAUUUUCAGCAUGGGUAACUAAAACUAAAAUGUGUACUUUCUAUAUAUUUUACCUUUUUAAUAGGAAAAAGAUAAGUAGAUAAGAAAAGAAAUACAGUGGUGCCUCGCAAGACGAAAAGAAUCCGUUCUGGGAGUCUCUUCGUCUAGCGGUUUUUUCGUCUUGCGAAGCAAGCCCAUUGAUGGGAUUAGCGGAUUAGCGCUUUUAGCGGCUUUUAGCGGCUUUUAGCAGCUUAUCAGCUUAUCGGAUAAGCAGAUAAGCGGCUUAGCGACUUAGAAAAAGAGGGGGGAAAGGAAAAAAAACACCCAGGAACUCGCAAGACAUUUUCGUCUUGCGAAGCAAGCCCAUAGCAGAUUCGUUUUGCGAGGCACCUCCAAAACGGAAAACUCUUUCGUCUAGCGAGUUUUCCGUCUUGCGAGGCAUUCGUCUUGCGGGGCACCACUGUAUAAAAGACAAAUGAACCAAUUUAGACAAAUGGAAAGGAAGCUUAGUCCUGCAGUCAUUGAUAGUCUGAGAGGAGAAGGUGGCAUGUAUCACCUUUACCAGUAAAGCCAAUGGAAAGGAUCUUUCACACUCAGCCUUUUCUGCUAAAUCAGGGGCGAGGAACUGGAUCCACCCAGUGAGCUAGAUCCAUGAUUUUCAACAGGUGGACAGGGCCACUUACCUUUCUAUCACUGGGCAUCAUAUGAUUCACCUUUAAAGGUGAUAAGGUGAUUCAGUUGUAAGCACACUCAUAAGUGUUCUCUGAUUCAUUCUUUCUCUUUUUGAAGCCCCUGCUUAAUUUAAAGCUGGGACUGCAGCGGAAGAAAAUAUCUUUUCAACUGUAUUUUAAGCCCAGACCACAUUUUCAAAGAUCUCUGCCUGCGUUUGACGCUGAAUUUAAAUUUAUGGUUGUGUAACCAUUGUGUAAUGGUUGUAUUUGGAAGGCCACACAUGUAUGUUCACAUCCUGCAAGUGAAAGACCAGGAGAAGGCCCUGAGUUUAACUUCUCCCUUUUUAAAAAAGGGUUUCUUCUUGUAAUGUGAAGGGAGAUUCCGUAGUCAAGCAAACACUGAUUUUCCUAGUUCAAUCAUUCCAUACAGUGAAGGGAGUGGGGAGCCAGGUAUGAGAAUCUGUCCCUGAUCUCUCUUCCUGGAUUUUGAGGAUGCAUGAGGGGAGGGGUAGAAGGCAAAGUCCAAUUGCACAAACUGAAGUCCAUUCUGUUCACACAUGGACAGUGUUGGCUACAAACCAUUAAUUCUCAUUUAUCAUAGGCAUUGUACCACGUGUUUUCAGGUUGCUUUUUUGUUGUUGCAAGACAUUGUAGGAAUUUAUUUUAAUUCAUUUUAAUGUCAUUCAGCUCAUACUAUGUCCCUUAAGAGGAAGGCACAUUUGGCAAACCCUCACCAUGAUCAACCCCCGCCCCGAAACCUAUGUUCCCACUGUGGAAGGAUGUGUGGAUCCAGAAUUAGCCUCCACAGUCAUUUACGUUAAGACCGUGUUCAUGGCUAUGAGUGAUUGCCGAAGAAGAAGACUUAUAAAGACUCUCCUCCUGGAAGAGAGGGGAGUGGUUGUGGGCGGGAGCCGAGCUCCGCCUCUAGCAGGGGGCGUUAGCCCGCUGCCUCCCACUCACCUGGCUGGCGCCCACGCCCAUCGGCAGGCACCCAACCAGGUGCCUCCGAGGGGGCGUGUACAGCAGCCUAAAUGCUGCGGCGCCAGCCCCUCCUCGGCUGUAAUCAAUAAAGUUGUGGCCUUUUCUUGCCCAUUAACCUUAUAUCAUGUGUCCUUGUGUAUUCAUUCCACUUUGCGGGGAUCGGGUCCUCGAACCACAACAAUGAACAGCACUGACAUAAAUGUUUUUACCUUGACUCAAAUAUUAUUGUUCAGUAUUGCUUGCAGUCCUCUAGAUAGAAAUGUAUGAAAUCUGUAAUGCUUAGGUACACCAUUAUCUUUACAGGUCGCUAAAGCAGCCUUUCAAAGAAACAGUGACCCCUUAGAUGCGGCCAUUUUUUACCUUGCAAUGAAAAAGAAGGCUGUGAUUUGGGGAUUAUACAGGUAAAGAUUUAUAACUGGAUUUAAUUCAAUACAUGUGGAUAAUUAACUUGGUUACUUUUACUUUUUUUACUAUAAGUUUUUGAAGCUUCUGUGAUUUCCAGUAGCUGUUCAUUACUGAUGUCAUAGCACACCUGUUCUGCCAAUAGUAUUACAAAGGCCAACUUGCAAGCAGGAGUCAAAAAAACUCAGGUGCCUGAAAUAGAACUUUAAAUAUUAUGGCCCCAAAUAGGAAGUAUGUUUUCUAGUCCCACUUACAAAGACAUUCAGGAAGGUGUAGUUCUAGCUAACCUUAAGCUGGCAGCAUAGGACCUUUAUUUAACAAGCCCUUUCUGAACCCUGGUAUGUUGGAUAAGUUUUGACUAGUCAUACUGGAGGUGUUAGAUUCCUUUUAGCACCUUUGCCAUUGAUGCAUGGUCUACUUCAGGAAUCUGUUCUGUCUCCCAUGUUGUUCAACAUCUCUUUGUGUUAACUACUGAGAGAAGUCAUUUGAGGAUUUUGCAUGCAGGUGACGUGCAGCUCUGUUACUCUUUUUCAUCUAUUACCAAGAAAGCUGUUGGGGUUCUAGCUGGUAGCUCUGAAUUGUACAUUUUGUUCAUCACUACUAAAGGAUCAAAGCCUGGAGCAAGUUUAAAACAACAACAACAAAACACUUAGGGCUAGGACUAUCAUAAAAAUAGAGGAGAGACAGACAAAAUGUGAGAAUAUAAAUGGCUCUUUUUUUAACAACAGCAACUCAGAAAAAUGGACUCUUCAAAAAAAAUGGGGAAUACAGGGAUUACUUAAAAUACAGUACUGAUAAACUGAGUUAGAUCACACCAGGGCCAGGAGGGGACUAGAAAGACUCACACUGAGGAGAAACAUAUAGACCACAGUCGCAACUCAGAAACAAAAACAGGAAUGAUAGACAAAGACUAAUGGUACAAAGUAACAGACAAGCAAAUGUUGAAAACUAAUUGCACACACUGCAGUAUACCGGCUUGAGCCAUGGAAGACCUGACAGAGAAUACACUCAUCAUCUGCUUCACUCAAAGGCAUGAAUGAUCUGAUGAUAGUUUCAGACUGAGUAAAAUCUAGAAACUUAGGUAUUUUGAAGCAAAACAGUGUUCUUUUCUUCAUCCUUUAGGUGAGCUUGAGACCCAUGAGAAAACAUAUUUGCAUGCACAUAGAAAUAACUUGCAGAUAAGACCAAUGGUCCUGUCUUUUCCUAAGUAUAGAAAUUUUCAGAAGCAAGUUGAAUUGCUGUUUGAACUUUGAGUAGGGUCUACCCUGUGGUAUUUGGAUAAUAUGCUUACCAGUAUUUUUUCCCCCUGGAUGCUCCUGAACCAAUCACUUACUUAUUAGAAUACGUUCUGAUUUAAUCAAGUGUAUUAAAUAUUUGCAUUUUCAGAUCUCUAAAUGACACUAAGAUGACGCAGUUCUUUGGACACAAUUUUACUGAAGACAGAUGGCGUAAAGCUGCAUUGAAGAAUGCUUUUUCACUGCUAGGCAAACAACGCUUUGAACAUUCUGCAGCAUUUUUCUUGUUGGCUGGUCACCUGAAAGAUGCUGUUGAGGUAAGUAGGAUAAAACUACCUUUUGAGACUAGUGAUAAAUAUUUAGAACAGGGGCUAUAACUAUUACCAUAAUUAUGUAAUGUGCUGUUACAGGAAAAAUAUUAGGCUUGAAUUCUUAAAAGAAAAACAUCAUUGGCUUGGCUUACUAUGGUUAAAGAUUUCAAAUGCCUCUGUACUUUGAAUCAAAGAAGGGACUGUGACAUCAUCUCCAAUGCACUUAUGAUUUUUCUCUUUAACCCAGUGUUCUACUCAUUUCAAAAUGUGCAUAUUGAUAUUCAUGUUUUCAAGUUAGUGACAUUGUACUGCUUAAAAAAUAACCUAUUUCAAGGACUUAGCUACUACUGGCAUUAAGGUACUGGGUCUAGGCUUGUCUUUUUCUUUGAGUCUUGUGUAUAUAACUUUGACACUUUGUAUUUACUGUUCUCUGGUAAUCAACAUACAUUUGUAAUAAAUAGUGAUUACAUUUAGGUUUAGCGGGCACUCCCCACUCUUCCACCAGUAAGAAAAUUAAAAGCACCCACUUCGAUUUUCAACAAACUGCAGUUGGUCAUUUCAUAGUUGUCUGAACAAGCCAAUUUCAGGCUCUGGUUUCUGAUUCUGGCUUUUGGAGAUAAGCCAUAAUUCAACUAAUUGCAGUUCCAAAUUCAGACAAAUCAAUAAACUGCAGUUAAUUGAAAACGGACGCUGUAGGUAAGAACAGUAUUUAUUGGGGGGAAAAGCUUCAUAAGCCAGCUUUGUUUUUAAUUAGCUUGUUGGGUAUUAGGCUGAAUACUUUUCUGACAUUACUGCAAAAUAUCAGCAGGUAGAUUGUUUAGAAAGCUGUCCAAAUAAUGAGCUGUAAUCCAACAUUUGUUUUCCCUUUACAUAUUAAGUUUCUUAAAACAAAACCCAGUGGAGAUACAAAUUGACAGAAACAAUUUUUAAAAGUAAUCCUAUGUUUGUUUCAAAAAGGUCUGCCUAGAGAAACUAAAUGAUAUUCAAUUGGCUCUUAUAAUAGCAAGACUUUAUGAGCCAGAGUUUGAAGUAUCUGGAACUUACAAAUCAAUUCUACAGAAGAGAAUUCUGGGAAGCAGACAUCAUACUAAAGAGAGUCCAUCAAGCACACAUGCUGAUCCUUUUCUUCGGAGUAUGGCUUAUUGGAUUUUGGAGGAUUAUAGCCAUGCUCUUGAUACUCUUAUAAGCCAACCCAUUUUGGAUGAGGAAGGUAAGCUGGGACACUUUAUAUAUGCUGUUCAUUAGGAAACAUAUAAAGAAUCUAUCACCUGAAAAAAAUACCUUUUGAGUUUAUAUCAGUAAAAGACAGCAAAGAAUUGCUAUUCUGGUUCAGACUGGUAGUCCAGAUGGACAUUGUUCACAACAGUGAAUGAACAUUUAGCUACAUAAGAAAUGAAUCUCUCAACAAUGGAAUUAAGGGGAAAGUGGGCAGGGUCAGAAAGAAAAUCUGUCACCGUCUCAUUCUAGUUACAAAAUGGGAGCUUUGAGUGAUCAUUACAGUGCUGAUUCUCAGGUAUGUUACUAUGUAUUUGAAAACCUUUACUUUGAUAUGAUCAUAUCAUUUGAAGAAUAUCUGUAGACAUCUGCUAUUUACUUUUUCUCUUUGACAUGAACUUCUUUCUUCUGUAGAAACAAUAAUUUUUCAGAAAUACAAGUCUGUUCACAUGGUCACACUGGAGAAUAUGAGAAGAGAGCAAGAGUACAUGAGUACAAAGCGCAUUAAUCCAGCGUUCUUACACAUAAUGAUAAACCAAUUGUUUAUUGUUUGAAAUGGAGACAAUACUGAGCUAAAUGAAUUCAUGAUGUGAUUCUUUUUAUAAGGCAGAUACAAAUAUAAUUUUCUUACAUGUUUUGAAUAUAAACCUCUUGGGGAGUCCUACUGCACAUUAUAAACAUAGUGGUGGGAUAAUAUUACAUACAAUCGUAGUUCCAGGGGAUUUAUUGUAUUAGAACUGGAAAUGGUUAAGUUCUUUUAUGGAAUAAAUAAAUCAUUAACAAUAAUCUCUGAUGCAAUGUCUUUACAGAUGAAGGCAAUGUGUCAAGAUGUAACCCUUCAGUGUUCAAUUUUUAUAAUUACCUAAGGACACAUCCUCUCUUGUUGAGACGCCAUUUUGGGUCUUCUGACUUAUCUUCCACGAGGAUUUGUGUAACAGGAGAAAAUGGGCUGGCAGAUGAAAUCAAUUUAAGGGAAAGAAGAUUGUUUUUUACGACUGCGUAUGCUCACUUAAAAGCUGGCUGUCCCAUGCUGGCUUUGGAAGUGUUAUUGAAGAUGCCCAAAGUGGUAAAAAAGUCAAAGCCUUUAGGAAGAACAUCUAGCUUAAUGGACACUAGUAAAGGCUGCUCACCCUCUUCUCCAGGACCACUGGAAUCAAAGGAUAACAAACCUUUCAGCAUUGACUGGUCACAACCUAUCGUCAAUGGUCUGGAAUCAUCUUCAGAUGGGUCAUCAGGUAAACAUUCAAAUUCUGCUCUUUUGUUUGACUGGAGUCAACCGAGCACAGUUUUCCAGGAUGAGCCUUUUGAGCUAAAGUGGGACAGUGACAAAGAUGAUGAAAGUGAAGAUUGUAUUGUAAUGAAACCUUUGCAGAAGGAAGUGAGUGAGAAACCAAAUGAAGUUAGUUCUAGCUAUACAGAAACCUACAGUUCAGGUGCUGAAAAUGAGGUUUUCACUUCAUCAGAAGACAUCAUUUCUGCACAGCUGAAAUUUAGGGCAUGCUUGAAGAUCCUUACAGUGGAGCUUCGUACAUUAUCUACCGGCUAUGAAGUAGAUGGUGGAAAAUUAAGAUACCAGUUGUAUCACUGGCUUGAAAGAGAAGUGGUAGCUCUUCAGAAAACCUGUGACUAUAGUGUUGAAACAGAAGAUGUUCAGCCAGGAAUUAGCCCAGUAAUGGAUGAAGCUUCAUCAAAUGAAAUGACCGAAGAACUAUCAGACACACAGCAAAAUACACAGCAGAGAGAAUACCUUCAGAGAAGACAGUGGCUUGUAAAAUAUCAAUCACUUUUGCGAAUGUUUUUAAGUUACUGUAUCCUUCAUGGAUCUCAUGGUGGAGGCUUGGCAUCUGUACGUAUGGAACUGAUUUUACUGCUUCAAGAAUCUCAACAGGUAUGGAGUUUUCUCCUUGUAGUAUAGAUGUAGUAUUAAAAUAUGAAUAGUUAAGAGGAAAAGUAUAUUAUUGGCAAAAUAUAAUUAUAGUGCCCAGUAAUGUAUUUCUGGUUCAGUAUAUAAAGAUAUCUCUAUAAUUUCUUCAAAUAACACAUGUCUAAAUAGUUUUGCAUCUACACAUAAGUAUUUAACUAUCAUAUCUAGUAUCCUCACAGCUCUUUGAGGACGGGGAGGCAGAAGCUUCUCAGGAUUGGCUUUGCAAGCCAAAUUUGAUCCACCUGCCAGGUGUAUUACUUUGCAUGUCUCACCCUUCCCAUUUUAAAUUCCCAAUCUCAGAAGAUUAGCAGGGGGGUAUGGGGAGACUUGCACAGGCUUUAAGAAAGCCCCCAUGCUCCCAUUUCAGCCUGAAAUAGUAGCAUGGGGACUCUAUUAAAGCCCUUUCCAAAAGCGCUUUUUGAAGCACUCAACCAUUUCUCCUUUAAGUGAAGGGGGCAGCUGCAUAAAACUGCCCUUUUGGGAAGCGCUUUAAGGCAGUCCCCACACUCCUGUUGUAGCUGACACGGGAACAUGAGGGGUGCCUUACAUUACUUCACAAAAGGGCUGUUUGAAGCAGCUCACACACUUGUCCAGGUGGGUGGUAACUGGGGAGAGGGGAGGAGAAACUUCUUUUCUCCCCACUGCUGCCACUGGUGCCCACUUAAUUCCAGAAGUACAUGAACUGCUUUAAGAAGCAUUUUUGAGAAGUACUCUAAUCCCUGCUUAUCAGCUAAUAAGUGGAGAUUAAAAUCUUGCCUUGGCUGUACAAUCCUGUUCCUUGCUGAACAGAAGUAGAAAGUAUCCGUUUAUCUGGUGGUGUUAGCUGCUGGGUGGGUGAGCAUGAUUUGAGGGAAAUGGCCAGCAAGCAAAAUUGGACCCCCUGACAGGCAGAGAUUGGCCUGCGGGCUGGAGAUGCCUCACCCUUUUUCGGAUAAAGACAGGAGCAGUUUGUCAUGUUGAAGCUUACUGAAUUAUAAGUGAGCUUAUGUGUCAUGUGACAUUUCCUAUUGUAGCAACAGGAGGCUGACCUCCAUGCCACAUGCCACAAUAAUCAACUCAUUUUAGACAUGUUUUUUCUGUUUAUUGCACUGUCGCUUUGUUUACAAAGUAGACAGAUACAAGCAACAGUUUAUUCUAACUUUACUGGGACUAGUGCCUUCAGGUUGCUGAACUAGUUUGGCAAUCUUUCUGCUGCAUCUUCACCUUCCCACUGUUGUGUAUGUUGUGUAUGCAUUGAGUAGCUCCAAGAGCACAAAUUUGUCCUCUACCCUACUUCCAUCUGCAAUACUAGAUGGUCAGCAAUUAUUAUUUUUUGGGAGGGGGGGGAGGGCAACAUUUUUCAAUAUGGAUCUGCACAGCAGCAAAGCAGGAAUAACUUCAGUUUUGUGCAAAAGUAGACCCCUCUGGUUAAUAAAGCAUACUGUUGGAAGUACCAUUAUAUCACACAUGCAUUAUAUCCGUGCAUAUGGACUGAACUAUAAAAAUCACAGAUUCUGUGGGGGGGGAUCCUGUGAUUUCUAAAGGAUCUGUUCUCAUUCUCCCCUUUCAAAUUCCUCCUUUGAGGGAAAUAAGGCUUGGAAUGUCAGUUUCACCUCCCAUUUCUCAUUCCCCUUCCUCAAAAAACUAGUCUGAAGUCGACAGUUCAAUCCUCUACAUGUCUGCUCACAAGUCAGACCCAUUGAUUUCAGUUGGACUUGCUCUCAGAUAGAUGAAUUGUAAUCUUAAACAGUGACAUGGAGGACUACCUUAGCAAAAAGAUAAAAAUACAACAAGGGAGAAGCUAAGGCAGUCACAGCAAAAUUGCAUAAUUGAAGGACAUUAAAUGGUAAAGGGAGAUAAACCACCAAAAAGAGGCAACAGUGAAUCUACUCCCAAAAUUCUCUGCACAGGUAACCAUUGGCAAAGGUGCACAUGCUCUUAUAAGAGAGAAAAAAUGAUUCUGAAACUGCCACUCACUACUGUACCUCCCUCUGUAUACAUCACCACGUGGCACAGAAUUUCACAAGAGAAACAUGCUUCAUGCAACAUUCAUUGCUGUGUGUGGACACAAACUGGCGAUUUAGCUUAACACAAUUACUGUUGUUGCAAUGCCUAAAACUUAAUAGGGGCCAGCUUGAGGCAGAGUUUACUGCAACCAGAUCUAGAGAGAGCCCUCCAAUCUCAGGUCUCAAUAGUCAUUUGUUGGAGCUGGGGCUUAAAUUGAAAAUUCGGGGUGCAGCAGGUGAAAGUUUUGCUGAUCGGACAUGGAUCAUAAAUUAGCCUGGCCAAUUCAGAAACCUUACGCUCCCUGCCCAAUCACAAGGCCACUUUCAAAACAUCGCUUAUUCAAGAGGGCAAGUAAUUUGCCAGGCUGGUCACCAGCUUAUAUAAUAACAUACUGGAUUCCUGUUUAGCUUUGGGUAAUUUUUUGAGAGGGAAGAGGCAAACCAUUAACGUUAUCACUUCAAGUGUGUAUAUGUAUCAUCAGCAGGAAUUCCGUAAGAAGGAAGCAAUCACUGUUAAUAACCUAUGCUAGUAUUUCCAGAAUUCAGCUAUUAAAAUAUGCUUUCUAUUAUUCUCCCCACCCCCAAGGAACUGUUGCUUCAUUUGCCUACUAAUACCGUAUCUGAGCAGAGUUCAAUACCGCUUCUGUUUGCCUGUACUGCAAGUGCCAAAACCGUGGUGGCCAAUCCUUUGCUACAUCUUAGUAACCUGACUCAUGACAUACUACAUGCUAUAGUAAACCUUCAUGCGCCUCCCAGUCCAGAUGUACAAAAUAAUAAGGCAAGUCUUAUUACAAGUAACUUUCUUUUUUGUCUUUGAAUAAGUCUUUUUUUAACAAUUGAAAAUAUGGUGGGAUUCGACUAAGUUGCUGCGCAAGCGAAACAGGUUCCACUUGCACAACAGAACUUUCUUCUGUUUACGCAUACUGCACUAAAUGCUAUGUUGCAUUUCACCCGUUUAUAUCUACGCACAUGUAUUCCCUGGCACAAAAGUCUGCCCUUGGAAUUACUUUAAUUAAGACCACAUUGGUGCGAGUGUGUUUCGUUCAUUUUUAAAUAGAUGCUGGCACAUUACGUCAUGUGACAUACUGUGUUUGACUUGAUAAUUUGUUUCUGGAAACGAGAGGUUCCAACAUUACAUAAACAACAAUUCUUGCCUGAUGUGUAAUGUGUCCUCUAAAACUUUCUUCCAGAUCCAUGUAAUGCAUACGUUAGCUGCAUCUCUGUCAGCUUGCAUAUACCAGUCUCUCUGUGGUGGUCACAGCUACAGGUAAUGAUUUUUAAAAUAAAUGAAUGUGAGCUUUGAUGCUCACUGAGAGAAAUAAUUCCCUAUUUGCAGUCCUACUUAAGGUAUAAAAAUACACAAAUCUUUUUCCCCCAGCUUCUGCCUCUGUGUGUAUUCUAUGAUAAAGGGUUAUGAUGUUCUGUGGUCUUUUGAAGUAUUAGAUGUAAAUGGACAAACUUAAUUACAUCUCUUAUUUAACAGCUCUAUAGCUACUUAUGGUAAGAUAAUCAUUUGGUCCUUUUUACUAUUCAUACCUUCUGGAGAUGUAAGUUAUAGACCCCAGAUUCCACCCUUUUAUAUUUGCUUGUGACUCUGUAACCAGGUGGGUAGUAGGGGUAGAGUAGUAUAACAAUCUUUGAUUAAACCAGCACACAAAGUUUGUGCAUAACUACAAACUACAGUGUAAAAUAAGAUUCACAAACCAACUUCAAACCAUGAUGUAUGAUCCUGGUUUGCUUACCUCAAACCAUGGUAGCGAUCCUGGUUGAGUUUGGUGGAAAAGGAAAUUAGACUUAAGCUAAACAAACUAUAGUUUAGCAUUAUAUGAACCGGGUUUGUAGGUUGAAAGACACUCUAAAACAGGCAUAGGCAAACUCGGCCCUCCAGCUGUUUUGGGACUACAAUUCCCAUCAUCCCUGACCACUGGUCCGGUUAGCUAGGGAUCAUGGGAGUUGUAGUCCCAAGUUUGCCUAUGCCUGCUCUAAAAGAAUAAAAGAAGUGCCAUGAUUAAUAGAAAUAGUGGCUUAAUUUAAUUUAAUUUUAACUUUUCUUUUUUAAUAGCUCGUUACAAGCAAACCAAUUCACUGGAACAGUUUACCAAACACUGCUGCUUUCUCACCGGCAUUCCUUAAGGACAGCAAGCUUAGAUGAAACAGUAACUCCCAAUACUGCACCAUCUCAGUGGCCAGGUAGUAAUGAUUUUAUUUUAUUUGUCUUAUCUAGCUUUCUUGACAAUCAGUGCUGUUCCUUUUUUUGGUUUAUUUAAACAAUAUAUACUGUAUAACUACAAUUGUCUAUGAAAGGUCUUCAAAAAAAACAGAGAAAGGGUAAAAAUCAGUUAAAACUACAAAAUCGGACUUCAGUUGAAAUGUCUACUGGAAGAAAAACAUACUUCAGUUGGUGCCAGAAUGUGAACAGGAGGAAGCCUCUUCCCCAAAAUUGGGGAUACAGGACUUAAACACACAUAGCUCCUGGUGGAUACAAGACUUAUAUCUGAGCCAUGGGGGACCGCUUUCAAUGACUCCCGCAAAUACCUUAGGGCAGGGAUUAGGUGGUAUUUGAGGUAACCUGGGCCCAACUUGUUAAGGGCCUUGUAAAUUAAUACAGGAAUCUUGAACUUGACUCAGUAGCAUAUGAAUAGCCAGUACUGUACAAGCAUUUGCCGGAGUUAUGUGCUGGUGAUUAUCUGUCCCCAUCAACAAUCUAGCUGUAGUGUUUUGCAUUAACUGGAGCCUCCACAGCAGGCCCAAGGGUGCAUUGCAUUAAUCAAUCAAUCAAGCAAUCAAUCAAUCCUUGAGGUGGUACUAUGGCAUGAAUUACCAUGGCCAGACUAGCCCUAUCCAAAAACUGCCAUAGUUGAUGUACCAGCGGGAGCUGGUAAAAGUCACUGCUAGCCACUGAGGGUAACUGAGCUUCCAAGAACACCCCAAAACUCCGAUUCUGUUAAGUGCAUUCUGGGGAACAGGCCUAUUCCUGAGGAUGCAUUGAUGUAGUGUCAGUCGAAAAAACAUUUUUACACCAUUAUACUCAGUUGGUUUGGGUGGGUUGCAGCAAUUACUGCACAAAUAACAAAUAAACACCCUAAAUAGCUCACAGUAAGUUUACUAUUGUCUCUGGGGAGAAUUGUUUUGUGGUUUUUGUGUGUGUUUAAAAACUAGAUAGUGCUUUUUCUCUUUCUAGGUAUAAUGGCUUUAAUACAGUUAUUAAAUCAUACUGGAGAAGAAGCGCAAUCUGGGAUCACAGUUUUGCUCUGUGAAAUUUUGACAGCAGUCUACCUUAGCCUCUUCAUCCAUGGUCUCGCCACCCAUUCCAGCAAUGAGCUGUACAGAAUUGUGGCCCAUCCUCUUAAUGACAAAAUGUGGUUUGCUGUCUUUGGUGGAGGAGCAAAGAUUCCAAAGAAAGGCCAGGUGCAACAAACAUCAAAGAUGGGUUAGUUCACUCUUUGUUUUCUUUACCUAUAAAACUUUUGUGAACUCUGUUCCUUCCUGUUCCUGCUGCAUAAACUGGCUAGGCUGUCUGGCACUGUCUUUCCUCUUAUCUGCUAUAGUUAAAUUAAGUAAAUAACUGCAUUAAGGCUGCAAUCCUAUGUAGUUCUUACAUGGAAGUAGCUGAGCUUGGUUCUAAAGUAAAUGUACAUUGGUUUGUGCUGUAAAUACUUCUAAUGUAGCUGAAAUAGCCAUUUCAUACCUUACAUGUGAAAUUAAUCAAACAGUUCUAGGUGUUCCAGUAUUUGAUAGUCUAAAACUAAUUUUCUAUGCAGCCUAUUAAAUGCCAGUUUAAAAAAAUAUUGUCAUGAUAUUUAAAUGAUUCGUGAAAAAAUAAUUUAUUUUUGUUUGAUGUAGCCAUAUUCCUUUACUCUAAGAGCAGCCUAUGUUUUCUCUUUUUGGCAGGUAGGCACUUCCCUAUGCCUAGCCCACACCAGGUAGUAGUAUUCUCCAUGGAAUGUGUGGGGUUUACCAAAUCUCUAACUGCCAUCAGUACUCAUAGUCCUACCAAACCUGCAGGCAAGAUACUAGCUUCAGUCUUAGGCUUUUAAAUCCAGUGCUGAUAUGUGAUCUUGCAUAUGUAGGAAUAAAGAUACAAAGAAAAAUUUCUGUUUGUAAGUCGUGACCUCAGGUUUUUACUGUGUUUUAUUUAUAUCAUGUUAACUAUGUGAAUUGGAGUUGAAAAUUAGAAAACAAAACAAAAACCACCACAUUGGUCAUUCAUACAUUUGGAACAAUCCCUUCUAAAUCAGUUUUAAAUGACUUCAUUAUUGAAGGAAGAACAUGGCUUGCAAUUACCAGAAAUAUUUCCAAUACAUUUUUUUGCUCAUGAAGACUGCUUGUUUUGUGUCACAUGACCAUGCAUAUGGCUGUGGAUUUCUAACUGUUAAUUUAGCAUAUAAAAGCCGCCUUUAGUUCGUAGCAAAAAUGAAUCCAGUCGCCAUCAAAGAUUGUUCUAGGGCAGCAAAUAAUAUAAGUGUAAAACUUGGUGUCUACAGAUCCUCUGGUAAUGUGACCUGCUUAACAUUUCAUUUUGGCUGAUUUAUAAUUUGAUUUGUGAUUGGCAUAGGCGACACAAAAUGGCCUUGGCAGAGAAGAGUUGAUUUAAACAUCAUCAUUCACAUAGCCUGCUUAUUUGACCACAGCAAAAUGCUGCUUUGUAUUCAAAUGUUCACAUAUAAUCCAUUAUAGAUAAUUUUUAAUUACACCAAACAAAUGAUCCUGAGGAAUAGUUCAUGGCUCAGUUGGUAGAGCAUGAGACUUCAUCACAGGGUCAUGGGUGUGAGCUCCACACUGGGUGAAAGAGCCAGUGUGGUGUAGUGGUUAAGAGCGGUAGUCUCGUAAUUUGGGGAACCGGGUUUGAGUCUCCGCUCCUCCACAUGCAGCUGCUGGGUGACCUUGGGCCAGUCACACUUCUUUGAAGUCUCUCAGACCCACUCACCUCACAGAGUGUUUGUUGUGGGGGAGGAAGGGAAAGGACAAUGUUAGCCGCUUUGAGACUCCUUAAAGGGAGUGAAAGGCGGGAUAUCAAAUCCAAACUCUUCUUCUUCUUCUUCUUCUUCUUCUUCUGAAAGAUUCCUGUAGAGAUGAUCCUCAUGGUCCCUUCUAUUAUCUAUAACCUACAGUAAACUUGUGUGGUAUGCAGAUUAGAUAUGAAUGAUGUCAAUGCUUAGAUUCUGAAGGAUUCUGAUAAUGGAUUCCUUUGUGGCUUUAGGGUAAAAUUUAUAGCUCUUGCCAUCUGUGAAUGUACUCGGAAGUAAGCAAAACCGACUUCAUUAGAACUUGCAUGCAAGCACAUAUUUUAGGAUUAACUGCUUUUCAUUGGACAGCUCACUUUAGAAAAGAGGAAAUACAUUCGGUCAGUGUCUGUACUUAACUCUGGAUUACCAUGGAAUUUUCAGUGAUAAAAUUGUGUUCCUCCCAUGCUUGUAAGAAGAUUUCAGGUGGGACUAGUGUUUGAAGGCAGGAAUCACUGUCAGCAGCUUCAGAGGAAGAAAGAUCCAGAAAUGGAUGCCCAUUACUGGAAAGCCAUUGAAUGUCGGGGCACAUGUAAGCUAGAUGGACCAAUUACAGUGGUACCUUGGUUUACGAACUUAAUCUGUUCCGGAUGUCCGUUCUUAAACCAAAGCGUUCUUCAACCAAGGUGUGCUUUCCUAUAGCAGUGAUGGACUCAAUUUACAAAUGGAACACACUCAACAGGAAGCGGAACAUGUUCUGCUUCCAAGGCAAAGUUCACAAACCAAAACACGUACUUCUGGGUUUGCAGCGUUCUUAAUCCAAGUUGUUCAUAAACUGAGCUGUACUUAAACCAAGGUACCACUGUACUCUGAUUUGGUAUAAAGCAAGUUUGUGUUCACAUGUCUUCCAAAAUAUCACAGGUCUAAUACUUGUAAAAAGUUACUCUUUUUGUAUUUGUGAAUUGGGAUGGCCUCACACUGAGGAGCCUAAUUGGAGGAGGCCAAGAUGACAGAGACCCGGGGGUGGGGGAGUAAACCUCCAAGAUCCAGCCCAAUAUGUGCACACACAUUUAUUUAAAGAAUUUAUGUACCACCUUCCAUCCAAUUCAGAUUCCAGGAUGGAGUACAACAAAAUACACACACACACACCAUAAUCAGAAUUCUCCUUUCCUUUUGGUGUGUUAGCAUUUUCAUCUAGGUUGAAAAUAAAUUCUUAUUUUUUAACUCGUUGGACUAAAUAUUUUAAUAACAGUACUUCUGAAAGAGAAAUCUUCCACAGUGAAUGAUUGGCAGUCUUCCAUAAAUAGAUCUGUAUUCCUGAAAUGUCUAAAGUGAUGAUGAUUUAAUGGAGGAUAUAGAUACUAAUAAAUGGGUGUUGCACUGUGAAUUGGAAGAAGGGGUAGACAAAACAGAAGUUUAUUAUUCCAACCCAUUUUGGAUUCUGCUGGUUGUCCUUCGGCUAAAUUCAGAUAUUUAAGUAUUUAAUAUAUAGAUGUGACACUUCUUCUUCUUUUAUUAUAACAACCUGCUGAGAAGUCCAGAAUGCUGUAAGGAUAUUGUACAGUGCAAAUUGUCAACCUUUAAAAAAUAACUAGAAGCCCAUAUUCCUCUUCAUUUAGGGUGCUCAGUUGUUUUGACAAUACAAAAGAAUAGUAAAGUAAAACAGAAAAGUGCCAUGCCAAAGUAGUUCCGUGGGAGCAACCUCCCUAAAGUUAUUUCAAGCAAUUUGGGACUUUAGAUAGCAAAUGGAAUGCAAACUGGCUGUGCGGUUGCGGUUUUCCAGUGCAAGCUAAGGAAUGCUCAAAUCUUGCUGCUUGUGUAAAACAUGAUACAGCCGGGGGUGGUUAAUAAGAAAAGGGCAUUUUGGAAUUUUUGCCUAAUUCAUAUUAUACAUUUAAAUAGACUAUUAACAUAAGACUUGUCAGGUUUUUUUACAAUAGAACAAUCUAAAUUAUCCAGUGAUGUUUAGAUUCAAUUUGUCGCUUAUUUAUAUUGUCACUUAUUUAUGUUCUUUUGUUAGUCUUGUUAUAUACAUGUUUUAUUAACUUCUUUCUCUGUUUCUCUGCCAUGUAUAAGAAAAAGCACCUCAAGAAUAUUCCUAACCAUUUAAGAUACCAAUCCUAAACCAUUUUUAGAUAAAUUUCCUUAGUUAUUUUGUAGAGUCAGGAACUUUGUCAGUGAGACUUCAUUUCCUGUAAUAAGUUUGGCAUUUGUCUGUAGUUCCAUAACAAAUAGCCUACUAGUGCUGCAGGCCUAAAUGGUAAAAUUUAAAUCAAGAAAGCAGUUAAGCACAGUGGUUACUGUUUAGAUGGGGGUGAGUGGAAGCAAGUAUUCAAAAGAUCCAUUAUUUCUCAAGUUCUGUAUCAUGUAACACUUUCUGUAAGCUUAUUUUCCUAUGCCUUCAUUUCAAACAUAAGAAAGCUUUGUUAUUUUCGUUGAGCUCAAAAACUAAUGCACCAUAUUAAGCAAUGCAUGUGCAUGUUUGAUGUGCUAGCUAAAAACCAAAGUUUAAAAUACUUUUUAUUAUAACAGAUAUGUUUUUAUCUUUAAGGUAAGUGAGUUGCAUUUUUAAGGAGAAUUUUAUGAGCAUGUUUUGCGACAAUUAUAUGCUGGAAAAAUAAAUCUGAAUUAUUUCUGUGUUAUCGUGCACUUCCAUUUAUAGAUUAUGUACUCUUAAUACCUGCAUGCCAGUGAGGAUUUUAUUUACUAUUAGCAAAUAGCAGCACCACAUGCUGCUCUUCUGUGGGGAUAUAAAUUGACAGUCUGCAUUGUAAUAUGAUACUUGGAGAUUUGAUUUCUCAGGUAUGCAGAAAUGAAAGUUACAAUUUUUGCUAAGAAUUUUCGCAGUAUAAUUGCACCUCUUUGGAGGUGUAGGGUUAAGGGAGAGGAUAGAUAAAGUAUUUAGGGUUUGGAAGCCAGAGAUUUUUAAAAUUGCUAAUACUGUAAUACUGUACUAGACUUGUUCUUGGUGGUUGGUGUUGCAAUUAAGACAUUGAUUUUUAACAUUUAUUCUUAAAUAGUUUGAUGAUAGACAUCUGGUAAAUGGUUUCCAAACUUUACUAAAAAGAUGCAUCUUUUUCUCUCUGCAGCCUCUUCUCCCCCAGAUGAUGGUGAGAAGCAACAGAAGUUUUUAAGAAUGUCAUCAAAAUCCUCUCUAAAAGAGAGUUCACAGACUACUUUACCUUCAACAGAACAAGAUGCCCCAAAUUACAAAGAGAAAUUUAUUCCUCCGGAACUUAGUAUCUGGGACUACUUUAUAGCAAAGGUAUUUUAUUUUAAUUUUUAUUCACUUUUGGAAUAUUUUCCAUAAGCAAAAGUGAUUCUCAUUCUGUCACAUACUGGCCUUACGGGUGAGGUAGUUUUUCUUGGCAAAAAACAGAAUCCAGUUUCAAGAAGAAGCACAAUCAACUCUUGAUUCUUCAAGCAGCACCACUGAAUGCAUCUUUUAAGCCCUUACCCACCCCACACCUGAUGAAAUGUAUAAUAUCAGAUGUAGGGCAGAUGGACAUGGCUUCCCCAAAACAGUCUUGCGGGCCAAAUGGUCAGGGCUAGCAGGCCAAGUUUGUUCUGUGAGCAGAAGGCUCUCCACCUCUGGUUUAAAAUUGUGUUUUAAUAUGACAUGUUACUUGAAUUACUGUAUUCCAAAAACCCUGCUUGAAAAGCAAUCUCUUAACCUUAAAUUAUUGGCUAAGCAGGUGGAAAAACGAGCACAUCAGCUGUGGACUGAUCUUAUUUGUAAAAAGCUAGGUAAUUAGUAAAGUAGCUUAAGGACUGACCAUAGGAGGCAACUCUAAAAGGAAAUGGCGCCAAGAAAUAAAAAGAAAGAUGUGCAGAAUAUAUGAAUUACAGUAUUUUUCUGUGUAUAAGACUAGAUUCCCCCCCUAAAAAUAAUGUCAAAAAUUAGGGGGUGUCUUAUACACGGAUACAUCUCCCCCCAUUUUCUUAAAUCUGAGUCCCCCAAAAUAGGGAGCAUCUUACACAUAGGGGUGUUUUAUAGACGGAAAAAUGAAAGUAUAAGUAUAAGGUAAGUAUAAAUGAAAGAGGGAACCUGGCAUUUUUCCUGUCUGUAUUUCUAAGGUUAAAAGAAAUAAAAAUACUAAGUUCUUCUUUAUUGGUUUUACCCUUUUCAAGCCAAGUCAUACUAAAAGUAAUCUGAAAUUGAAAUGAUAAGCAGAUCUCCCUAAGUAUCUGAAGCAGGUGUAUUUUGUUUUGUGUUUACCUCGACUAAGACUUCCAUUUACCUUUUAGCCAUUUCUUCCAUCAUCGCAAACUAGAAUUGAAUAUGACUCAGAGGAGAGUCAGGAAAGCAGCGAUGAUGAAGGUGAUGAUGAAUUCUCACCAGACUUAAAGAGUCAGGAACAUUCAAAUUCAAAUUCAUAUAGGUAUGAAAUGAUUUGAUUCAUUUGUUUUCCUUUACUGUUUCUACAUUUGUUUUCAUCUAUGAAAUGGGAGGCAUCUAGGGAAGAGGCAACCUUUCCAUCUAAAGUUCUCUCCUGCACACUCCCUAAGUGCUUCUGUACACAAACAGGAACUUGCCGGUUUUGUGGAAAGUGAGAGAGGAGGAGAAAGAAUGGAAAACUGAAGGUGGGGGAGAUUACAUUGUGGGUGGGAGAGAGGGGGGACGUGGAGUGAUAUUGCAACCCUUUGUGGGUUUGGAAGUUGAGGAAGGAAGAGCGCAUUGUAGUCGUGGGGAGGAAUAUGGAAGCAGGUGGGAGAAAUUUUUGGGUUCUGAGGAGGGAAACUCGGGGGAAGACAACUGAGGCAGGGAGAAGCGAGUUGGUGUAUGGAACAAGCAGAGGAACACCCCUUAGUUAAUAAUAAAAAGGAAAGGGAAAGCAGUAUGAUCUUUUCACAGCUCGUGUAUACUUGUUUGUGUAUUCUGUUUAGUUGGUCUCUGAUGCGCUUGGCUAUGGUUCAGCUUGUCCUCCAGAACUUGAAGACUUUCUACCCUAUGGCUGGGCAUGAUCUUUCAGGUAAGUCUGUCUUAGUGGGUUUUUGGAUUUGUUUAUAUAGAAUUUCCUCAUAUUCCUUAAUUAACCCAUUUUACUGGUGCAUAUUUUUAUUAUUUCAUAAAAUUUAUACAACUAUUGAUUAUGAAAAAAAUAGUGUGUACAUAUGUGUACGCAUAUGUGUACAUCCUUGCUUGCAGUUACUUUUUUUAAAAAAAUGGUUUUAUUCAUAACAAACAAUAUAAAAUAAACAUCAAUACAAUAUCACAGUGUGGGAUUUCUCCAAUCCCUUGACUUCCCUCUACCCUCUCCAUGGUUCCAUUAUAUUUAUUAUUCAUUCAUGCAUGUCCAUAUCUUAUUUUCCAUCUAUACAUUUCUAUCUGUUAUCAUAAUACUGCAAAUGUUUUUUAGUCCUUGCUUGCAGUUAGAAGCCUAGUUGAGUUUUAGUUGGUGUAAAAGGCAAACUCGUUUUCCUGAAAGGCAUUGUGGGAUGGCGUUGUUUAAGGACUGAGAAAAUUAGCCUUCUCUUUUUCCUUCUUGAAAUAUGAAUGAAUGAAUUUUAUUAUUUCGGUCACAGACCAGUUCCAGCUCACAUACAAUAUCAAGGAAGCCAUAAAACUCGCUAGGCAUACAUUUGAAUUUGCAAUUAGGUAUAACAGGGACAAUACUCUUGAAAUAUGUGGAUGAGAAGCUAAUAUAAUGUCCAGAUGCUGAAGUAAUGAUCCCUCUUGAACUUUGUGAGUGAAUAUUCAAAAGGGACUGAGUGAGAGGAGUUUUAAGGGUUAAAGUUUUGCAAGAAUGUCAUCAUGAGCCACAGAUGCUAAAGCCUCCCUUUACAGAGCUUCUUAAAGAGAGAGGCUGGUUUUUUUUACAUCCUCCAGUACAACAGCCAGCUAAAAUAUUAAAUGUGGCUAAACCUGAGUUCCCGUUGAACGAGCAUAUAUUUAUAUUACAUACCAAGCCAUGUUCUAGCAGUAAUAUUUUUAUACUGCCUUUAUUAAAAGCACAUACGGCCAGCUAACAGGCUAGAAUCUAUGUAACUGUGAAAAGGGUCUGUUUUGUGUUAAAUCUUGAAAAUAAUUAUCAUAUUAAGUCAUAUUAAGGAUAAUUUUGAGGAACUAAGCUCCAUUUAAUACCAGGGUGUUGGUGUGCUGUACUAGCUGAGGGUGCCAGACUAGGAUUUGGAAGAUACAAAUGUACAUUUAUUCAUGAAGUUUAUUAGCUUACCUUGGGCCAGUCACUAUUUCACAGAGAUUUAAAAAAAAAGGUGUCUAUGUCAUCUUGAGCUCUUUUGAGGAAAGGCAGGAUCAAAUGUACCUAAAAAUAUUUAGGUACAUACAUGAACAACAUAUAUAAAGGAUUUUAGGGUUGGGCUAAAGAACUGUUAUUCCUCAUUUCAUAACCAGUUUGCCAUCUCCAGCUUUGCUUUGAUAGCUACUCCUACAGUUCAUUAGCACAUAUAAAUGCCCAUGCCCAAAUUUAGCAUGUAAAUUUAUGUGUCCGUUUGAUUUUGUUUUUAAUUUCUGGUUGCCUCGCUUGUGUGCAUCUUGACAGGAAAAUGUGCAGGCUCCAUCCAUAGAGUAAAAUCUGCAAUUGAUGUGACAGCAGUACCUUAGCAGAAAAUAGAGUGUAAAGUUCCUUAAUAUAUUGCAGUUAAGGGAAAACUUGUUCUUGUUUUAGAGCUUCCAGUUAGUUCCCCGCUGUGUCAUGCAGUACUAAAGAUACUUCAGCGCUGGGAGCAAGUUCUUCUUAGGCGACUUGAGAUGCAUGGCGGCCCACCAGAAAACUUCAUUUCUGUUCAUACUUCUCAAGAUGCAUCCUCUUCUGGCCCUGCACUACUUCGCCACAAAGCCCUGCUAGAGCCAACAAACACCCCCUUUAAGUAAGUGUGCGCAGUGGUUCCGUCGUUUUUGUACUUUUCAUGCUCUGUAAACCGGUUGUCACAUUUCCAUAUCGGCAAUACGUUCUAAUUAGUGUUGUAAGCGUACCUCAGGAUAGUGUGGAUGUGUUACCUCAAAGCAAGUUUCCUCUGCUGAUAGUACUUAAGGACAAUUCACUAAUUUUGUGUGUGUGCGUGUAUAGAUUGUAUUUUAAUGUACACUUAAAACUGUAUAUUUAAAAGUGGAAAGGCAAAGCAACCACAAGUUUGCAAACAUGAAUCAUGCGGAUAAACAUGGAGUUGGGGUGGACUGUAGGUGGUGACAAACCUGACUUUUGCUCUGACCCCGUCUGCUGCUUUAAGUUAUAUAUUGUUGUGCCUUUCCAUCAGUCCUCCACAACCAAACACUACAAAUACAAACAAGUAAGUAAAUCUAAUGAAAUACCUUUUGCUGUUUUCUGGAGGAAGUUUCACCUUAAUGUGCAAGGAAACAUAAGGACUUUUAUGGAAAUAAGAGAGCUUCUUCACCCACCUUAUUUUUAUUUAUCCAGUUUCUUCUCUUUUAUUUUAUCUUUUACACUAUUACUUAGCGUUUUCUUCUUCUUUCUGUUACCUUUGGUUGUGCUUCAUCAAAAUUUGCUAAGAUGCUCUGCUGCUUUUCCAGAUGACAUCUGCACUCCUUGCUCAGACUGGGUCAUCUUAAUUUCAAACCUAGCUUCCUUGAAACAAAACAAACCUGAGGGAUUAGUUCUUUGGCUCCAUAUGAAUAGGUUAACAUGAUUAUUAAUUUCAUGCUGGCAAAAAAUGAUUCUCUUUGGCGGUCAUCUGCGUCCUCCCUGGCAUUGAUUUGAGCAAUGAGCAAAUUUGGAUUCUCCUCUGCCAGAUUUAUAAAGGUAGUGGGACUAAACUGGGCUUACAGAAAAAGCUUCUGAAACUGCAGCAUGCUUAGAAACAUGUUUCUCUUCAUUUUUAGGUCUAAAAGUAAUAAUGCACUAUCUGUGAAGAGACUUUGGCAAUACCUCGUUAAACAAGAAAUGAUCCAGGAAACCUUCAUCAGAAACAUAUUUUCAAAGAAAAGGUGCUUGAAUGAGGUAUGUAUUGUAUGUUUUUAUACAGAAAUUUAAUAACAUUACUUGGCUUUUCUUAAGCCAGUGUUCCUCAAAUUUUUGAACUCACAGGGUCUCCUCCCCAACCCCCAUCCAAGCUUGUUCUAGUUUCCAAGGCACCACAUUCCUCAAAUACAAAGGUUGCAUAUGCUUAAUAUGUAAGCAGUAAAGUUCACUGGCUGGAGAACAAUAUAAUGAGAGUAUUAUUUGUCUGGCAUAAAUACAUUUAUUAUAGUUUGUCCAGUUUCCAUUUGUGAACUGAGAGUUAAGUCUUCACCAUAGUAUCUAAGGUAUAGAACUCUUUCUGAUGUACUUCGGAGAAUGUACUUCAAAGAAGUUUAUUGCAGCAUUCCACAAUUUUGUUCCACUAAGUUAAAUGUUGUUGCAUAUUCAUAAAACUACUAUGUAAUUGUUAACCUUGCCUCAUAGUUGCAUGUUAGUCUCAUCUUGUCUUUUGUCAUGUGAUUUAUUCUUUUCUGGUGUAGUCAAUAGAAGACCAAAACGAACAUAUCAAAAGUACUUCAGUGGAGGAGCCUGGAAUCAAUAAGGUAUAUGUGAAAUAAAAUAAAUGGUGAUAUGGGAAAACUAUAGCCUACAUUCAAAAUGUUUGUUUGUGUGUGUGUGUUUUAACUGUGUAACACAUUAUGUGGUUCAUUGGUAUUGAUUGGGAAGAUACAGAGUGGACUAAUACCAGCAAUCGUCUGGUCUCCUUUGUAUGUGAUUUUCCCCCCCAGAGUCAACUGUGUCAAGUCUUGCAGAUUUGUGGAUUAAUUUUAUUUGUAUUUGAUAAACUAUGCAGACUUUAAUUGUAAUUAUGUUUAAAGGCUACAACCAGCAACCUGUAAAACCUUCAUAGAUACUUCUAUGUGUCAGACAAGUGCAUAAGUAAUGUGUAUACUGGUAUUUCUGUGCUUGGUAACAGAGGCCUAACAUACAAAAACAGAAGAUUUCCCUCUAUAACCUUCUGACUUGUAGAAUUGUUCAUAUGGUUAUUGCUGCUCUUGACAAAUUUCACAUUAUUUGUGACUGGUUCUGAACUAUUAAAUGGUAGAUACCGAGUCAAUUUUAAAUAUUUCAUAGGUAGACAUGGUUCGUUUUUCUGUGAAAUUGCUUUUCUUUCUCUAGUUUUCUGGUUAUGCACUAAAUAUAACAGUGAUGGGACAAUAAAUGAUUAUAAAGUAGACAGGAUGCAAAGUUGUUACACCUUUUAAAAUGUGUUUUAAUUUUUUAUAACAAUUUACCUUUUUUUACUGGACUAUCUAGAACUAAUUAAAAGUAACAUGCUUUCAAGUAGCACAGAACUCUUCCUGAUUAAUAUGUAGCUUUUAUAUUUCAGCAUGAGCUAGAAAGAUAGAAAUCUUACUGAUUAAAAAAGGGUAUGUGUGUGACCCCCUCUCUCUUUGUUUCCCUUUUAUAUACAGAUAGAGACUGAUAUGGGAUACCCUGGAAGUAAAGCUAGAAUUAUCCAUAAAGAGUCUGACAUUAUCACUGCUUUUGCUGUCAACAAGGUAUGCACACAAAUGGGGUGUUUUAAAAAAAUGAAUAUUUUGGAAUGUUGUAGUUCAGGCUCACAAGAAGGAAGAGCUAUUGUAAUAUUUAAAGAAAAUAGUCAGACCUUAGCUAGAGGUAAUAACACCAUUUUUAUUUCUCCUACAGUCAAUAUUAUGUUGUGUUCUGCAUGCACAAAAGGCACAGUGAUCUUUGUUGCAGUAACUCUGCUGUUCUAGAAACUUUGGUCUACUACCAACAUAAAUAGAUGGUUGCAAUGGAACUGAGUGGGUACAACAUAAAUGAAAAGUCAUAUAUAUGGGCAGCUUUUCAUCCAGUUGAACCUUUGAAAUGCAAUAAUACUGACUGAAAAACUGAUAGCAGAUAGCUUUUUCAAUCAUGCCCUGAUAAUGGUUUUCCUGGGGCAUCUGGCUGGUCAGUUUUGGAAACAAGCUUGCUGAACCAGAUGCACCUGACUGCAGCAUGGAUAUUAUAUUUUUAACCUUCUGCACUUUCCACCCAAAGAAGAGUAGUUGAUUGGUGUGGUUGGGGACCCAAAUGAUAUGAAGCUAUGUGGAGCUCUGCCAAUGCGGAUUCAUUUAAACACCCUGUCACACUCAUAACUUCACGCUUCCAUGGGGCUUUUGUAUUCAGUGGUGAACAGGCAAUAGUGGAAUUAAAGGUAUUGUUAACUGGUGGUGUCCUGUGCUUAUUAUUUUCCCCUUACACUUGUAUAUUGUAGGCCAACAGGAAUUGUAUUGCAAUAGCUUCAAGUCACGAUGUUCAAGAACUAGAUGUUUCUGGAAUUCUUGCUACACAGAUCUACACUUGGGUUGAUGAUGAUGUAGAAGUGGAAGCUAAAGGGUAUAUUUUUUCAUUUGUUGGCUGUAUCUCCUAACAUUGGCUUCUGUACAUGAAUUUAUUUUUUUCUUAAAAAUAUAAAGCGCUAUAGAAAUGAAAUUAAUAAUAAUAAUAAUAAUAAUAAUAAUAAUAAUACAUGAUAGACUGUUAAUUUCUUAAUCCAACUAGUUUUUAAAAAGUUAUUAAAACAUUUAUCUAAGAAUAUUAUGGGAUCUCCAUCCUGAUUUUCUUUAUCUCCUCAGCCUUGGACUUUCCCCCUCUCUGUUUGCUUCAGUUCCCAGACCACCUUUCCCCCAAUGUUAGCGCCACCUUUCUGUUACCCUUAUUUGCUGUGGUUUUACAGUCCACCUGUGUUGACAAAAGCAAUCAUUUUCCCCUCCUUGGCAGCUGUUGGCUUAGCUGUCAUGCUGUCUCAAAAGACUGGCCUGCUUUGACCCAGACACUGAAGUGGUUAUAUGGUCACCUUAGUUCUGAACUCAAAGAGCCAAGUAUAAGCAGGCAUCUGGUUAACGGCAUUAUGUUAACAGGAUGCUGGACCAGAUGGACCAUUGGCCAGACCCUGCAGACUGUCAGGGACCAUGCUGAGGAGGGCUGCACUGAGGAGAAAUGGUGGGAGCCACCCCCUCCCCCUGCUCCUGAACCUUUCCAGGAGCAGGAAGACAGUAUAGAUUUGGAACAGUGGUUUGCAGAGGGACAUAGCUCAGAAGGCAGAAGCUGGGAAAUAACGAAUGGGAACAGCUAGCAGAAGAAACAACCCUGGGAGAGAGAGGGUUGACAGAUUCACAGUCAUUGGGCAGCAUUCCUUCACCACCCUCCCCAAGGUCACAAAGAGCUCAGAAAAUCUCAGAACAGAAAGCGCAGAGGGUACAAGCACAGAUUACAAGAUGUAGGAGUGAUGUAGAUUAAUAGGGACAGAGGGGUGUGUGAUCCUUACAAUUUCUAGGAGAUGUGUUCUUAGUUCUCUUGCUGUGGUUAUUAAAUAUUCUAAUUGGUAAGGCGUUCCUUUCGUUUGAUCUUCUUAUUUACUACCGGGGGGGGGGAGGAAGCUGAUUCCCCGAAGCCUGACACAGCCCCCUCUUACCAUUUCACAGUAGCCUAACUUAGAGAUGUUGCAUUGUAAUUUGUAGAUGCAGAUGGGCUGAACAACUGCCAUUUCUUGCAACAUAAAAUUCUCAUUAGAACAUUUUCCUUUAUAGAGCUGAUGAUUUCUUGGUUAUCCAUGCUCGUGAUGACUUGGGAAACAUUCAGGGAACUACUCCUUAUACUCACAGCAAUCCUGGCACUCCGAUCAACAUGCCUUGGCUUGGUAGUACCCAGACUGGCAGAGGUGCUGCUGUGGUGAGUCACCUGCGAUAGAAUAAUCCUUGAAUUACACACUGUUACACACUUAAUAUUGAAUAUAUAAGUUUUAUUAGGUGUUAUAAAUCAUAUUCAGAAUAUAUACACUUCUAAUGCUAUUAAAGAUUAAAACAUUAGUAAUUACUUAAGAAACUCUCAGCACUUCUGAUACUGUGUGAAUCCAUACAUUUAACAGUUUUCUUCAGUGCAGACAAUCCAAACGCUGUUGGAAAAAAAGCAAAGUUUAGUAAUAGUGCAUUGUCUAAGAGCAUGAUAUAUCAGUUAAGAAGUUGCUGGUUGAAUUCUCAAUCCCUAAUUGUAGCACAGAAAUUAUAAAACUAAUCUGUCCAUAUUUGGUGGUUGAAAAUGUGACACAAAUUCAUGAAGCAUUUUGAACCUUCCAAAAGGUACCAUGCUAAUACUAAGUUUCCUCAGUUUGCCUCUUUUGCCAUCGGUUCCUUUCAAAGGGCAGAGAUGGAGAAGUGAGGCAAAGGCAGAGCCUGGUGCUGAUGCCCAGUAUUCAGAAGUUUAUUAUGUUGUGCAAAGGAUAAACAUCGAGAGAAAUCCGAGUUCAGCCUAGGGUUUACUUCCUUGCCUUCCUUCCUUGGCCAUUUAUUUCAAAUUUUACACAUGAUUGAGCUCUCCUUUUUUGUUGUUUGAGUUUCACUGAUCUUCAUGUCUGGCUCUUGAUAUGACCUUUGUACUUGGGGAGAAUUUACUAGCUGUGGAUCUUCCCAUCAUGGUGUUACAAUGAUAGAAAAGCUGUGUCUUGUAAAAUUGUCCCUUUUGUUACUACAGCCACUGUUACUCCCAGCUAGUUUUAUUUACUGCCUAGCCCAAUUUCCUUUAAGCAGAAUAAUUCAUUACAAAACAGCAUCAAUAUAGUACCUUUUAGAGCUUUCAAAAUGCUUUACAUGCAUCAUCUAAUUGUAACCCUUACAACAACUCUUUACAAUAGGGGCAAGUAUUUCUGUGCCCUUACUGUGGGGUGGGAGUGCUGAAACUGAGAGUCACUUAGAGUCCUCAGUUGUGCGUUUUCUGUUUGCAUUUUCUUCAGGAUUCUUUCUCCAUCUGUGUUUCAUUUGGUCCAAUGUAACUCAGUCCACUGUUGACUCCAUCAACAUCCCCUUGGAUUCCCCAGCCUCUUAGGACCUCUUCUUCCUUAGCUUUGGUUACCUUUCCAUGCUGUCUCUAAAGCGAUUCUGAAGUUUUAGUUCUGGUCCAACUGCUCUGACACUUUCCUCAGAAGAGAACACUUCUGAAAACAUCUCUCUACUUUUACUCCCCAACGUUUUAAAUCCUCACCAGUUCUGAGUUUUCACAUCAGCUCUGCUAGUAGGAAUCUGAGGCUGUGCAAGCUGCUUGCUAUUACAUUAGGAAAGCUCACUUGUUUUUGUAUUUUAAUCUCUUCAGUUGAUGAUUCUUUUAAAGAAACAUGCAUGAGCUAUUAUGUGUAUAUUGGUCCAGAAGAUGUUGGGCACUGGAUAUAUUUUACAAAUCUCAUUCAUGCCCUUUAUUUCCUGAUGGAGGAAAAAUGGCAGGUUUAUCUGCAGUUAGUGAGUUAAAGUUGCCAAACACAAAGCAAAAUAAAUAAAACUUGAUACAACUAUCAGGGAUUAGCUUCAGUUUAUAAAAUAUUGGAACUAGUUACUUAAAAUAACUGCUUGAAAGGGUUCUAUAUGUAUCCUUGGUUUUGAUUUUUGUAUCCAUGCUCAGUCAUUUUUGCCUUUGCAAAAAGUAGAGAAAAUAGAGCAAAAGUAAAAUGGAUUACACUAAGAUCUCAAAUAAUCUCUAAGGCGUGUAUAUUUGAGCCCAGUGAUACUGUAGGAAGAUAGUAAUUGCUCAGACAGUAGCAAGGCUGUGAUCCUAUGCAUUGUAAUUAUCAUAUAUCUUCUUUUGCUGCAAGGUUGAAUUCUUACUUCAAAUUUAUGGUUUUUAUGUAACAUCCAAAGGGAGAACUUGGGCAAAUUGCCCAUGCUAAAGUAUUGGCGCAACUUACACAUCCACGUAGAAGGAAUUUUGAGUACUCCCUUCAGCUGUUACACUAGGAAGACCAAAGCAAGUGUGCGGUAUUCAGCAAAGCUGGAUGUGUACAUGUUUUGUUUUACCUAAUCUUUUACCUAGAAAUAGGCACUGCUAGCUAUGGAAUAAUGCCUCGUUCAAAUGACAUUGGUGGAUGAAACACUUUCCUUAAUGUGUCUGCCUUUUUGACAUAAUUUAAACUCUGUUUUUGUUCUACAUUUUUUCUCAAACUGUGGGCAAGGGACCACCCGUGGGCUUCAUAGCCUUUUCGUGGGACUGACACCAUUCCCAGUAGCUGCUCACAUGCACCGUUGAGUGCAUAAGCACACACAGAAGCAAGAGGGGGUUGGAGAGUGAGAUGUACCAUGCAAAGUUGGAAAGGAGCAAGAGAGAGAGAGAGAGAGAGGAGGACAGAGUGCCCAGCCAAAUAUGAGAAAAGGAGGAGGAAUGAAUGGAUGAACUGAGGGAGAAGGAAACAUUUGGGGCUUGCUCCUGCAUCUUCUGGCCCUUCCAAAUCCCACAUCCACACUCCAGUUCUCCCAUCCUUCCUGCUAAUCACUUACCAAAUCAGAAUGCUUCUCCUCCCUCUUCUGAGGGGCAAAGAGGCAAAGUGGGUACUGAUGGGAAAUAAGGAGAUAAAAGGUUAAUAUUAAAAAAUAAACUUGGAGUAGAGAAGAUGGGGAUAAGAAAUGAAGAAAGAAGCAUAUGUAAAAGUAAUGGGGGCAGGGGAGACAAAUUAAGUGUGAAAGGAGAAGCUGCAGGAGUAUUUAGGAAAUUCCUUAAAAAUUAGGCUUUAUGAAUGUGCCACAUAGCUGUGUCAAUACCUUACUAACUGCUGUAAUACAUGCUCUUUAACCGAAGGCUACUUAGAUACAUAAUUUUCCAGUUAAUGCAAAUAAGUCACAACUAAAUUUUCUGUGAUUGAUUAAAUGCAAAACAUAAUGUUCUUCAUUCCUAGUUAACUUCUGUAAAAGUUUGUUUGCCUCUCUCUUACAUGCUUCUGCUUCUACCUCUGUCUUACUUACCUUACAAUAUACAGGAAUAUUCCAAUAAUUUUAAUGGAAUCAGAAAGGAAUUGGCAAGAAAAGAGGUAAGAAUGCAGCCUAGAGUGUCUCUAUUGGGACCCUUAGUCCUGUGGAACGAAAGCUCCCACACUCAGGGGUUAUGUUCUGUUGAUAUCAGUGUGCACUAAUGCUGAGGGAAUUAUGUAGCUUUCAUUGACUUCCAUCCAUAUUUCAGCCCCAAAUUCAUGAAGGUAAACAAACUUAGUAGCGUCUGCAUUUUACAUCACUAAUUACUUUUAAAGGCUUCUGAUCAAUUUUGCAUCUUACCUAUUUAUUUUUGCACAUCUAACAGAUGAUCAAGAAGGCUAUCAAUAAUGUUCGAAGAAUGGCUUCCCAUCCAACACUACCUUACUGUAAGUUUAAUAUUUCUAGGCCAUUUUGAUGUUUGCAAUAGUCCCAAUUUAUUAUGCAGCGUAUGGGGAAAAUGUUUGAAAAUAUCCAGGGAGGAAAAGUGCCCCUUGUUUAAAAAGAUGGAGAAAAAAACCAGCAUACUUGUAGGCGGUUGUAAUUCUUAAUUCAGAUUGAAUCUAUUUUUUGGCUAUUUUAACUAUACUUUAGUUUUAAAGAAGUGUUGAAGUUUUAUGGAUUAUUUUUUAUUCCAGAUUUGACAGGUGCUCAGGAUGGCAGUGUGAGAAUGUUUGAGUGGGGCCAUUCUCAGCAAAUUACAUGUUUCCGGUCUGGUGGCAACUCCAGGAUUACACGGAUGAGAUUCAAUUAUCAAGGCAAUAAGGUAGCAUCCCUUUUGCAUCUCAUAGAGAUUUUUUUAAAAAAGAAAUGUGUUUCUAUGAAAUGCUCUGGUUGCACCUUCCAGUAGCUUAGGAUACAAUAAGUUUAACUCAGUAGUUCCCAACCUUUUUUGGGCCAUGUCCCACCUAAUAAUCUCUAAAAUCCUGAUCCACCCCUCCCCCCGUGACAUAUAAUUCUUAUUAUUCAAAAAGUGAAGUCCUAUUCAUGUGGAGGAAGCCUAAAAGGCCAUUCACUGUUAAUAACUCAUUCUCGAAUUGCCCCCCUUAAAAAUCAAGUGGCCCCCCUGUGUGGUGUGUGCCCCACAUUGGGAACCACAGGUUUAAAUGUUUAGGAUACAAUAAGUUUAAAUGUAUGGACAAUAUAUAAACACACAAACACAAACAAUAUAUGUUGGAACUGCAUAUAUAUUCAUAUUCUUAAUUUUGCUUUUCCCCCCCAGUUUGGGAUCGUUGAUGGUGAUGGGUUUAUAAGUCUGUAUCAAACGAACUGGAAAACGUCUCUACUUAAUGGAAGCACACCCAAACCAUAUUUGGUGAGCCUAAAAAGUCCCCCCCAACUUGCUUUUGUUUGAUAGCACCAUGACAUUGAAAAGCUGUAUUUUAAUUGUUGUAAGACAUUAGACAUCUAUUGUUAAAUAUACUUGGUUGAAAAAUUGCAGGUUUUGUGCUCGUUCUUCUUCUCUAACAAAAACCCACAAGCCAAAUGGCAAACCACUUCUGAAACGGGGACUUUCUAAAAGUAUGCUAUGAUAUGGUUUUAGGGACCUUCUGUUCAAUGAAAAGAAGUAAAAGCAAAACAAAACAAAAAAAACACCUUACCAGCUUUGGCUGGUAUGAUAGAUGUGACUACUCCUGGACUGGGAGAUCUUGACCACAAUAGUUGUGGCAUUGGGACUUCAAGAUGGGAUUAAUGCAAUGCACUAUGAAUGUUACGGUUCCCUUGCACUUGCCCCAGAAACUGCAGUUAGAGCAGAAGGCUGCAUGCUGCAUGGUUGCUGACAGAUGCGAGAUCUUAUCAGCAUUUAACACUCCUGCCAUACUGGCUGAGGAUUUGUUACUGGGCCAAAUUCAGGUUUUUACUAUGACAGUGGAAAGCCCUUAGACAAUCUCAUACAUGUUACUGUUUAUAAGAUCAAAUUAUAUAUUAAUUUUAUUUCCAAUCUUUACAUGCCCGUUACAAUUUUCAGACGUGGCAGUGCCAUAACAAAACAGCCAGUGACUUCGUUUUCAUCAGCUCUUCAUCUUUGAUAGCCACAGCUGGGCAGUCUACUGACAACAGGUACUUAAACUUGUUCCAAGAUCACAGUGGUAAACUGAGUGCAAAUGAAGAAAGUACUUUUUAUGUUGGGUUGUGCCAGUGGUGGCUUGCAGUAGGGGAAAGUGCUUCUGCUCGCACAAGGUGGGACACCUGAAUUUCACCAGUUCCACCAACCCUCUGCAAGUCCUCGACCCCAUAUUUCACACUACUUAGGAGGGCCCUCCAGUCCUUGAGACCAGCUUAUCGGAGUGUACAGGAAACUACAGUAGGUAGGAGAGAAUUGGCAAAAAUGCAUUAUCCUGCCUUGCACAAAUGAUUUCUACAAGCAUAAAACCACCAAACGCAGCAGACCCAUUAAAAUUAAUGCAUCAAAAUUAUAGCCAUGAAUUUCAGUGGGUCUACUUGGAGUAGAACUUAAUUAUUAUUGCAACAGUGUCAUUCCCUCAGAGGCAAUCUUUCAGGGGCUGCAGAUAGGCAGUCCAUUUUAUCCAAUGCAGGAAGCGUUAUCCUGAUAUAGUGAAGUAGACACACUGUAUACACACAAGCACUAUUUGAUGUGUAUAAAAAGGGAGGGCACCAGCAAGUGCAAUUCAGAAAAGUUUAUUUGAUUAUUUUUAUCUUUCUCUUUUUUAGAAAUAUUUGUCUGUGGGAUACUCUGGUUGCACAUUCUAGUAGCUUAGUGCAUGGUAAGUUUAAUGCAUACAUACAAACAAUUUAAAACUACAUAUUUAUAUGUAGGUAGAGCUUUUACAUUUCAGAUAAUUGUUAUGUUUCCCUUAAAGUUCACUACAUUCUUUAUUGAGCUUCUGCAAAACAAAUACUGUGGUCUAGAUUUACAUUCUUGUUCCUCACAAAUCCUCACAAAUCACUAUUCAUUUUACAUGCAAUCAACUGACCAAUAGAUUAUUGGAACUUGUGCUAGAGCUUAUUGGCAACAUCUUGUUGAAUACGUGCAUUAUUAAUAGAGGGCAAAUUUCUUGAUUUAAGUGGUUCCUCGUAGUCAUUUGCUUAGGGAGGAGAAAUCUCUGAACCACGUGCAUGAGAGCCAACAGGAGAAUCAGUAACAUUUUAGUUUCUUUGGACUUGAGUUAAGCACUAUAAAACCUAGGUUUCAUAUUGCAGUUCAUGUGCACUAUUGUUGUUACACAAAGCUUUAUACAAGACUGCAAAUAAAAAUACUAAUACUAAUUUUAUUUUAUUGAUUUGGAUUUUAGCCUUUACUUGUCAUGAUACUGGAGCAACUGUCUUAGCAUACGCCCCGAAACACCAGCUAUUAAUAUCAGGUGGCAGAAAAGGCUAUACCUGUUUAAUAGAUCUUCGGCAAAAGCAACAACGACAAUUUUUCCAGAGUCAUGAUUCUCCAGUUAAAGCAAUUGCUGUGGAUCCUACAGAAGAAUAUUUUGUCACAGGAUCUGCUGAAGGAAACAUAAAGGUAACACAUUGUAAAAUUCCAUUUUUUAAGACUUUGAUAAAUAUAAAUUUAUUACACUUUCAUUAGAGCAUUGCCUAAGAAUUAUAUUGAGUAGGACUUUCAUGUUUCGUUCUCUUCUGCUUUUUCCUUAAACCUAAGACUAUUUAGUAUUGUCUUAACUAUAAAUUCAUUUUUAUUUAAAAUAUUUAUGCCCUGCCUUUCUUUGUAGAAGUUUAAGUAGGCUUGCAGUACAAACCAUAAAAUAAAAUAUAUUUAAAAAACACAAUAACCAAAGUUACAGUAUUGAUGAAGUAAUUUUAGUACGAGAUAAUGGAUUAAGCAAACAGUAUUGUCCUUGUAAUAGCAAAAACAAACCCACAUAUUGAAAUAUUUUUCUUUUUGUUUUUAGGUAUGGAGUCUAUCUAACUUUGGUCUUCUUCACACUUUCAUCAAUGAACAUUCUCGACAGUCUAUUUUCAGAAAUCUUGGGACGGGUGUCAUGCAGAUUGAGACAGGACCAGCAAAUCACAUAUUCUCAUGUGGAGCUGAUGGGACAGUAAAGAUGAGAAUCUUGCCAGAUCGAUUUAGCUCACUCAGUGAAGUAUUGAAAAGUGAUGUGAAAUUCAUGCUCUAGUAUGGUGUUAAUACUGAAAUAUAUUUUAUAAGUGGGUAACAAUUGUAUGUAAAGUAUGUUGAUGAUUGUACAGAUAACACCACAAUAACAUUUUUCGAUGUUUAUAUUUAUUUCUUGGCGCUUCAGUCCUCAAUGCACUGAUGCCUUAAGGAUUUAAUAAGUUCCUUCUGGUUUUGCCUAAACCAUAUGCGAUCAUUCAGUAAAUGUUUAAAAUAUGUAUGUUGCUGAAGUUUUUUAUGUACGUUGCUGUGUUUUUAAUUUGUAGGUGAACGUGGUCUUUUUUUCAUUUAUUCUUCUCUAAAGACCCAUACCAUAACGAAGCCUUAUGAUGUUAGCCUGAUAAAUACAACUAUCUGUUGCCAAAUUCCUCCUCCUAGCUAGCUAUGAGUAUGGGUUGUACUUGUCUAAAAUAAGCACCUCUUGAGAGUUGAGCCACCGCUGCUACCUAAUCCCUGGAAUCCAAGUUGAUCAUUGUUGCAAUUUGAACUCUGUAUGCAGAGCUAAGAAUUGAAGGGUAGACUUUGUGUCGGAACUUUCCAUGCUUGAACGGCUGCUAUCAGGAUGGCAGUCUUUUCCUUAAACCAAGAGACAUACAGAAUAUAUAUUUUUAUCUAAGCCCUGUUUAAAAAUAUGCAAAUAUUAUGUGAUUAUCUCUCUCAUAAAACUGUUUAAGAAUUAUAUUUAAAGAAAACAAUACAUGAACCUUUAGUGUUGAUGAAAUGAACCAUAGGAAUGUGCUGAUAAGGAUGCUGAAUGCGAAUUGUUCUUUUGUAAAACACUGAGUGUUUCAGGAAAUAGACAAAUAAUGCGAUUUACUCUUUCUGGUGAAUUUGUUUUCAUUUAGCCCAAAGAUGCUGUUCUCUCCCCAGCACUUAGAUCAUAGUGUUUACCUUGUAACUGCCUUUCUGAAGCAAAUUUAGAAAAUACUGCAAAAGAAAAUGACUAAUCUGGGGUAUGAAAUAUACUAUAGAUUUAUAAUGGGGGAAAUCAAAGUAUAUUGAAAUAAGAUUUUCACAUUUCUUUUGCCAAAAUGUAAAAAGUGUAUACACUAACUGUUUUGACCAAAAUAUAGAAAUGCACAAAGCCUUCAACGUUUUCUAUGUGCUAAAACAACUAUUCUGGGGUUACUCUUUCAUUUUAGAAGUGUAGAAAAGUAUGUAAACUAGAUAAGAGACUGGUUACUCAAAUGCAAAUAAUAUACUUUUUGCUAUAAUAUUGGGGGGUGGGAACAGUGUCAAUACAAUGCUAAUUGUAAAAAAAAAAAUAUGUCUGGGAAUGGAUGCUGUAAAUAAAACAAAAAUGAAGGGCUUGUAUAAUGAAUUUUGUAAUAUUCUCAGGACGCAUACUUUAACAUUUUAAUUUUAAUAUUUUGUAACAUUUUAUAUGAUUUUAAAUGUAUUUUUUUGCAGAUUUCUGUGCAAGGAGCAGAGGGGUGGUUUCUAAGCACUUAGCCUGCAUUUAAAUUUGUGCAAUAACAUAUAUGCUACUAUUGCGGAGAAGAAAUGCACAGUGGCAUUUCAAAGAACUAGCACAGUUGUUUGAUACAUUGAAUUUUAAUCAUUUUUCCUCUGAAAUUCCCAUGAAUCAAUUGAUGUUUUAAGACACAAUGAUCAGGCCAUGGGGUGACUUGGUGACAAUAGCUCUAUCAUGUGCCAUGAAGCAGUCACAUGACUGGAAGGCAUGCCUUUUAAUACCCUGCUUGUGAAGGAAGUAGCACCAGCAAAUAAGUGCUUGGAGUGGCCUGUAGAGUGGCCUAUGUCCCUUGUGGGGCUUCUAUUACAGUCAUCAACAAGGAUGAUACAUGCUAGGGUUAUGGAAAGUUAUGCUUAUGUUGGACAGAAAGCCUGCAGAACUUUGGAGCAGAUCAUGAGUUUGAGUGCUGUGACGAUUAUAUUUCAUGUAUGUAUUAAAGCAUUUCCUCUUUAAACACUGUCGCCCUUCACAUUUUAAUUCAAAAGACAAAUAUGGGGAAAUGAUUUCAACGUUAAAGAGACAAACCCUAAUUUUCCAGUUUCUGAGUUUUAUAUUUGAAUCACAAAGGCAGCCAAGCAUACUGAAAAUUUACAGUUCAGGGUACCAGCAGUUCAGACUUUUUAAAAAAAUAAAAAAUAAAUUUAAGAUGGAAAUUUAUAUUUUGAGAAGUACUAUUAUUUUUCAGUAAACCUUUUGACAAGUUGCACUUUAAGUAUGCCAAUAUUCCAAUAUUGUGUACAGUUCUGCACUUCUACAAGGAAAAUGGGUGAAUGAGUGUGUUUGUGAAGAAUACUCUUCAGCUAAUAACUCAAAUUUUGUAAUAUUGUCAUGUAUUUAGUACCCACCCAUAAUGCCUAAAUAAAAAGUCGUGUAGAGAAUCAUUGUUCC